Messenger RNA from Cinara cedri, 58506 nucleotides. Lineage: Eukaryota; Metazoa; Arthropoda; Insecta; Hemiptera; Aphididae. The record is from the annotation of a GenBank genome assembly.
UUAAAUUAUUAAAUAAUAUGCUAUUUUUAUUAGGAAAUUUGACAAUUAUUUGAUUUUGAUAAGUAUCUUUAUAAUAUUACUAAAUAUUUUAAAGUAUCUCAUAGUUCUUAAUAUUCAAUAUUCACUUAAAUGGUUUAUUAUGAUACAGUUUAUAAACAUAUUUUCUUUGGAAUUGGACAAAUGUGUUCAUUUUCAUCAUGAAUUUAAAAAAUGAAACUGUUUAUAAGUCUUGUAGAUUUUGGUCAAAAAAGAAGUAAGUUUUAUUAAUAAAUAUAAAAGCAUUAAAAUAAUUUAUUUUUAUUUUACAAUUAUAUUUUUUCGACUCUAUAGUAUUUUGUGUACAGGUUGCAUGAUUCGACCAGUAUGAAGGUUCGACUAAAAGCCAGUAAAACUAUUUGGCCUGUUCCUCAGAUAGAACAAGUUUUUUUGCCAGAUUUUAAAAUAAAACCACAAAUAAAUGAAAAUUUGUUUAUGGUAAGCAAGAAAUUAAAUAUUUAAUAUAUCUUUAUUAUAAUUUAGCCAUGUGCAAUGUUUUUGAAUGAUUUUAUAAUUUAAAAAAUAAUGUAACCCAAAAAAUGUAUUUUCAGAAUUUAGAAUUAAUUAGUCAAGGUGCAUUUGGGAAAGUUUACAAAGUUAAACAAUUAAAUUCUGAUGACAAAUUUUACGCUAUGAAAAUUUUGAAUAAAUCAUUGGUAACUAUAUUAUAAUUGAUUUUUUAUUAAACUUUAUUAAUUAUAAUGUACAAAGAAUUAUUAAAGUCUACGACAAUUGAUUUAUAAAAAUAAAUAGUGUAUAUAAAUUAAAAAACUAGAUUUUUAUUUACUAUUUUUACUAAAAUCCAAUUAAUUUUUCUAUUCAGGAAACUUUUUAUUGAAAUAUAUUUAUUAGCUAUCUUAAACUGACAUUAAAAUGGAUCUUUAUCUGCAUCUCCUUUAGUUUGAUGAAUUUUUAUAUAGGUAAUAAUUAUGGGAAUCAUUUUCAAUCAAUAUUAGAACAAAAUAGAUUUGAUUAUAAUUUUUUAAAUAUAGUAUAUUAAUUGUUUUAAGUUGGGGUUACAAAAAUAUUUAAUUAUAAUUUGUACUUAAUCUAUAAUUUUUCUUAUUUGUUUAUAUUUAAACAAAAUAAUAGGUUAUAAAUGAGAAUGGAAUACAGCAGGUUAAGAAUGAAGUGCAGAUUCAAUCUAUGUGUGGUCAUCAUCCAUUUAUUGUGAAUUGUCCUCAUUUUUGGCAAAAUAGAAAUCAAUUAUUUAUUUGUAAGUAUCGGAAUUGAACUUUUUGAUUUUUAAUUUAUAGCUAUUUUUGAUUUUAACAUAAACUAUACUAUGUCAGCUUAGAAUCAGAGAAACGUAUCAACCAAUUGCAACAUUUUCAGCAGAUGCAAAAAUAAAUUGAAAACUAAAUAUCUGAAUUGAAUUUGCUAUUAAAAAUAAACAAAAAUAAUUUAAAUUGUCUAAUAUGCGUUAAAAUAAUCCAUUUUUGUUCGAUACGCAACUUUGGUUUUAAGCCAUCAGCUUGUUAUAAGUAACUAUAUUUGGAAACAUAAAUAUAUGAUUUAUGUCAUUUUCAGUAAGUGACUAUGUUGGAGGAGGUGAACUAUUAGAACUUAUACACAAACACGGACCUCUACCAGAAGAAUUAUGCCGUGUAUAUUUUGCUGAAUUAGUUAUUAUUAUAGGUAUAUAUCACAAAAAUUGGUUUGUAUGUAUUAUUUUAUUAUAAGUAAAUCGUCAAUGAAAAUUAUAAUAAAAUUGAACUUUAUAAUGACAAGCUAAUACCGUAAGAGGACUCUAAUAUACCAGUAUAUACUAUCUCUGUCUUAAAAACAUAUGCCAUUGCAAAUUUGUGUUUAUGUAUAACAGCUUUGUGCUGUUAAUUUUAAUAUUAAAGUAAAUUGAUCUAUUAUUAUUUUACAAUUUAAAGAUAAGAACAUUAUCUACACAAUGUUGGUGCUAUUUGUUUGAUAUUUUAGUUUUUAAUAGAGAUACGAGUUUGUAAAAUAUCUCAAUUUUAUAAUGCUUGUAUGUCACUUUAAAAUUAAAAUAUCGAAAAAAAAAAGUCAUUAACGCUGCACAAAUAAUUUUCUUAUCUUUAAAUUUCAUAUUAGGUUCACUUUAAUAUUUAAAACUAACAGUAUAAAUUGUUCUGCAUGAAAGCAAAUUUUCUAUGCCGUACAUUAGUAAGAUGGUGGUAGCACAAGCCAAUAUAGUGUCUUGACAAUAAAUGUGUUUUUUGAUACGAAUAUAAUUGUUAAUGCUUUGUUAAGUUACAUAUUUUGACCACUUGUCAAUUAAUGAAAAUCAUAUUUUUAUAUUAUAACUGGUAUACAAUUAUAAAAUUAAUAUAUUGCACUAUAUUUGUGUGUUUUACUGGAUAUCAAUGUGUUAUCGACAAAGCAUUUGAUCAGCAUAAUCAAGCAGGAUUUGUUAAAACUAUAAAAUGGUACAAUUUUAAAAAUAUGAUCAUGGAAUCUAUUUGUACUUGUACAAAAUAAGAAAUUUCAUGUAAUAAUUAGUAAAAUAAUAUAGGUAAUGUAUAAAAUAACCUAUCUGUAGUAUAAUUUAUGAUGUUUUAGAUUAGAAGAACAAUGAGUUAUUAUAUAGUUUGCAGUAUGAUUUUUUUUUUUUAACAAUGAAAAUAUUCUACUGGCUUUUUGUAUAAAGAAUUAAAUAUUAAUAGUAAAGCGGUAAUUUUUCAAAUUCAUAAUGACAUUUUUGAAAAACAAGAAUUGAAAAAAAAUUUGGGAUAAAUCAAGGAAGUAUAUUAUGCAUUUUUAUUUUGAUCUUUACUCCAAAUUAUAUUUCUAAUGUAAUAAUUUUUAUUUUUAUUUUCAAUAUUUAGAACACUGCUCGAAAACAAUGCUUUGUCGGUAAUACAUGUGUAGUAAUGUAAUGAGCAUAAGUAAUUUGGCUCAUCACACUCUGAAAAAUGGCUUAUUAGAGUUUGUUUCAAUAGCACUCCCGCCAUGAUUAGAAGAAAAAGAAAAAAAAGGAAUUUAUUCAUUGAUUAUGUUAUAAUAUUGUUAAAUGUAAUUUAACACAAUGAUAAUUAUAAAAUAUUAUUUAUACUGCCUACAGAAAGGUCAAUUCAUAGUUGACAUAACCUUUUUCAUUUUUGAACAAUAACACCACAGAGUAGAUAAUCCCUCAUAAUUUGAGCAGAUGAUUUUUUUUAUUUUUUGUAAUAAGAAGUUAAGACAUGUGCAUAUUUUAUAAUGUAAUUAUUUUAAUUUUAUAUUCUAUAUUUAUUAAUAAGUUAAAAUUUAUUAGUUAAGAAUUUUAAAAACGUGUAUAGACUUCUAUUAUUAUUAUUAUUCAUUAUUCUUAUAUAAUCAAAUAUCUAUAAGUUGUGCUGUCUCUUUUAACUUUUUGUCAAUUGUGAAAUAUUUUGUAAAGGCGUCAGUUUUUAUGGUUUCUUAUGGUCUAUGGGUUUUAUAUUGUUAGCUGAAUUCUGCACAUUAAUUCUGAAAACACAAAUUAUAAAGUUUGACAAAAUUUUAUUUAAAUUAUUUUACUUUUAUGAGUAUAGAAAUAAACUAUUGUUUUAUGCAUUUAUAAGCAGUAUAAUAUAUAUCAUCAUAUGGCAUAAGUUUGGACUGUGAUGAGACUUCGGACAUAUAGGGUUUUUUCAAUAGUUAAGUUUAUAACUCAUAGAAAUAGAUAUAUCUUUAUUUUGUUGAUUUUUCAAUACAUUUAUUUACAUGUGCUCAAAUAUUUAUCCUUUAUAAUAAGUUUGAUAAAUUAGGAAGUAAUAUAUAAUCUUUAAAUGAAAUCUUAUGUUUUAAUUCAAAGAAAAAAAGUAUUUGCGAUAAAAUGUGUCUCGCAGUUAAUUAUAACGUGGAUAGCAAUUGAAUGUUUAUAUAAUUUUAUUCCGUAUCGUUCACACUUGACGUUAGAAUGUCAAACAUUUAAAAUAAUACUUUUAUUACAUAUGUUAUUGAUUUUCAAUAAUUUUUUUUAUGUAUUGUAUUAAAUUCAGAUAUUUUAUUACUCGUGGAAAAAACGAAAAUAAGUACUAUGAAUAAAUGUAAUUCCGCAUGGAGGUAUGAAAUGCACGACAAGAAAAAUGAAUUAUUCUACAAUAUAAUAUAUUUUAUAUUUUAAUAAACUAUUUUUAUGUUAAGGAAGAUAAUAUUGAAGCAAAAUAUCCUCAUAUUUUUUAAUUGCAAUAAUUUGUAUAAUAUUUUCAUGAUGAACAUUCUUUUAAAAACAUUACCCUACCCUUUACUUUUUUAAAUUCUUCAUAUUGAAUAACAUGUAAAAUUUAUGGGUGUCUGAAACUAUAACAAAUGAGGAGUAACAUCAGACAGCUAUAUAUAUAGUAUUGCCACCUAUAAAUUGACAAUGGAAUAAUUCAAAUUAAUCUUUAAAUACAUUUUUGAUGAGUGAUAUCGCUUAAAAAUUGACUGAACUUAUGCCAAAUGACGUACUUGUUUUAUACGGCAUAAUUUAUGUAGGUAUUUAUUGAAAUUUACUAUUAAAUUUUUUUCACACUUAUUACAACUUUUCAUAAGAUAAACAGAUUAAAAUAUUAAAAAAAAUACUUGUUUCAUCCUAUUCUUUCAUUAUGUAGGUAACCCAGGUUCUAAAAUGUCAUACCUUUAUAUCCUAUCUCCGAAUAUUUUGAUUGUUUUUCAAUCUCUCAUAAAAACACCUCAUUAGAUUAUCUAUUAUUGUAAUGUUACAAAACUAUUGUUUCAUACCACCAAUGUUGAACAGUAUUACAGAAGUUGAUAUAUGUAUCAAUCAUGUGUAUCAAAGAUUCAAUAAUUGUAUAGUUUAUGUAGUGUAACAUAUUUUAAUCAUGAUAGGUACUUUUUAUUACAAUAUCAAGUAACUUUUAGCGCUAAAAGCAGUGUUUGAAAGAAAUGAAUUCACAGAAACUCAUAUCUUUGAUUUUGGUUGCUUUUCAAGAAUUUACUGGUAACGGAUUUUUAUAGGAACUUAUUGAAAUUUUAUCCAUACUUUGGAAGAAUAUGAAUAAUUGUUUUUGUUUUUUUUUCAUUGGAUAUACCUACAUAAUUUAAAGGAAUUAUUUAUUAUUAGUUUGGAUUUUUUAUAUCUUCAUAAUAUCUGUUCACAGUAUACGACAUAUUUUCAACUGUAAAAAUUAACAAGUUCUAAAUUCAAAAUUAACCUAUUAUUAAUAUGUCAUAUUAAGUAAACCCUAAACAUUUUUCAACAUUUAUUAAUAAUAUAUGAUUUUGUCUCAAUUUCUCCCAUGGAGAACAUUUGCAGGUAAGGGUUUUUUUAUUGAGUUGAUUCUAUAUUAAAAUGAAAUAAAAUAUAUAUAUAUAUAUGGUGUACUUGGGGUUUUUCAAAUGUCAUGAUAUAAUCAAAUACUUAUUAAAAAAAAAAAAAAAAAUAGUAAUACUUUUUAGAGUUUUAUAUUCUAAAAUAUUAUACUGUCUUUAUUUAGUUAAUUUUUAUUUUUGGGUGGUAAAAUCAUUACCCAUUUUUGGUUUUUAAAUAGCAACCUGUAUUAAAAGUUUAAAUAUAUUUUUGAAGUGACAUUUGUAAUUUCCAUAUAUCCGUAAAUGAAAUUUUACCUUUUUAAAAGUACUUUCCAAGUACUGGCUAAGAUAUUUUUUUUUCAAAGAGCAAGCAAGAAUUUAUCAGUAUAAAUAACAUUUAAAUUAUAUUUAAUAAAUAUUUAAACAGAUGUUAUGUAAUAUUGAUUAAUGAUGUUGGUACGAAAUGUUCACCCUAAUUUAUAAUAAAUUAAUAAAUAAAUAAUAAUUUUCAGUUUUGUGAUGUAUCUUGUAUCACCAAUGGAAAAUCUAAAAUAUGUUUUUUGUAAACAUAAUGUACUUUAUUUAUUUGCACGUUGAUAAUAUUGACUAUAUUUAAGAAAGUUUAUUUAAAUAUUUCUGUGUAUUACUACAUAAAUUGUACAUUUCUUAUAAUAAUAAUACAUUUGACUUAACCAAUAAUUUAUUUUUAUACUUUAUUACAGAUUUUUUACACAAUGCUGGUGUCAUAUACAGAGACAUUAAACCGGAAAAUAUAUUAUUAGACGACGAUGGACACCUUCAAUUAAUUGACUUUGGUCUGUCUAAAUGGCUUCCACAAGGAUGUCGUACAUCCACUAUUUGUGGUACAACUCAGUACAUGGGUGAGUGAUUAGGAGUAUACUCACUUCGAUAACCUUAUUCUUACGAUAGCAGUUGUAAUUAUCUUCAUUAUGUUUUACAAUUUUAACAGCCCCAGAAGUUUUAGAGUCCGAGUACAAUCAUGUUAUUGAUUGGUGGUCAGCUGGAGUUCUGUUAUUUCGAAUGCUGACGAAUCAGGUAAUUACAUGUUUAUGCAUGGUUAUUACUAAUUACUUAUUAGUAGGGUUAGGAUUUUUAUGCACUUAAAAUUCACAAAAAUAGCUUAAAACUGUUAAAAAAAGCCUUAAAAGAUAACUUGAAAAUAUUUAAAAAGCAAUAAUGGUAGAGGGAUUUAAAAGUCUCCCCCUCUAAUGAUUUUAACUUAUUAAAAAAAAUGUUUCUACUUCAAAAAUGAUUAUUACAAAGUAAUCUACAACAGUGGCCGCACCCGUUUCCAGUAUCAGCUCUUAUUUUACGUUGGAACUUACACCACAGGAGAGACUCCCUCUCUUCAGUCUUCACCCAAUUACGGCUUUAGGUACCUACCUAUAUAAUAAGAGUUACAAUUUAUAAAAAGUUAAUACUACUCGCCGGUAAGCCCGAGGCCGUUGUUAAAGGUAUUCCUACUAUAUACAACGAUAAAUUAUUACAAACGAAAUGACGAUUUUGACCGGAGUAGUAUUCACUACUAUAGUACUGUUUUUCUCUGUUACUAAGAUAUAACCCAGAAAUCAAAAAAACCGUAAUCGGUGUAUCCGCGGUAUGCGUUGUUAGUAUUUUCAAUUAUUACAAAACAAUUUUUUGGAAUGUUGACAUUUUUUCAAAUAAAUUAUUAUUGGGCGAAAAAUCGUCUUCUAAGUUAUGUGAUAUGAAAAAAUCCGAGCAUUUUUACUAACCGGAAAAUUGUUUUCCGAGGAAAUAAAUCAGUAAAAACGCACGAAUAAAACGAAUUGCUCCUUCGGUACACACUAAGAAUCUAAAAAUUCCAAGGUGGGAGAGGGAAUCGCCGCUAGGCGUAUCGAUUACUAAAAUCACAAAAAAUAGAUAUCAGAACGAUGUCGAAAACAAAAAUAUGUGUGUUAGGUACUUCAAUAGUACAUAGCUGUCUGACUUAAGCCUUUAAUAUCAUGAGAUGAUUGAAUAGAAAUUGAAUUUGGCCAUUCUUGUUGCGAGGACCAGAGUUACACUGUAUAAUGAACUGUACCUCUAUACCCAGUUACCUACCUAUAUUUUAUUCGGCAGCCAUAAACGGCCGAGAGCAAAUUAAACGAGUACGCACGAGUACACGCCGCUGUACGAAUAUUACUUUUAAUCAUAAUUGGAAAAAAAAAAAAAAAAAAAAAUGGAAAAAAAAUGACCGUAAAGUCGAUCCCGCUGCGUCGUGAUCUCGCGUUGCUCGGCAGUUGGCAGUCCGCGGGCGGUGUACCGGCACGCACAAAAUUCCAUUUACAAAAAAUGCGGCUGCCGAGAGAGGUGAAUAACCAGUUCUGAACUUGAAGUCCAAUUUCAAAAAAAAAAAAAAAAAAAAAAAUAUGUACGUAAAAAAAAAAUUAAUACACCGUCUCGUCCGCCGAUUUAACACACAUUUACAUUCGGCUUAUUAUAAUAAUACGAAUAUUAUUCGACGGAGAAACGCCAUUUACCAAUAUAGUUUUUUUGCACGAGACGUGGUCUUUUGGUUUCUCAGAAAAUACGUUUUUGGUUCGUUGAAACGCCUCCGGGUCUGUACACGCCGCGCUUUAAAAAGUUAAAGAGAUGCGGAUUUUCCGUCCGGCGCAGCCGCGCUUUAUUCAAACGAUUUUUCUACAUUCAAUUCGAUAUUAUCUAAAAUAAUUAAAAAAAAAAAAAAGUCUAUACUGCUGGGCGUGUCACUACUUUUUAAGAGGAAAUGGGAGGGGGGGAUAGUAAUGCGUAGAUAUUAAUUUAAUUUAUACCCGUACGCAACGAUAAACUGUUGCUGACGAAAACCGAUUUCGAGAAUAGUAUUAGUCGUAUUUUUUCUGUUGUUGCCGAGGUAAUCGACAAAUCGACAAAAAUCAUACAAACAAUUGCCGUUUUUUUCGAUUUAUUAAGUAAACAAUUCCAAGAAAAAUCAAAAAAUGAUUUUCCCAGUGUGGCAGCGUACACAUCAGAUAAAAAAUACUACAAGAAAGUCUUUAUAAAAAAAAAAAAAAUCGUCAUCAAACAAUCGGCAUACAACGUAAAGAAAAAUUCAAAUUAAAACAACACCUAUAUCUAGCAAUAGCAAGUCCGUUUUUUAUACCGACCGUUGUCUUUCACUAAUUCCUUCAGAUAUAUGCACCAUUAUUUAAAUGACAAACUCUUGAUUUAAAAAUGUUUUUGGAAAAAUAUGCGGGUCAAAGUGUUCCAGAUGAAAGUACUUUGUCAAAAAAUUAUAUUCGAGAUAUUGAUCUUAAAACACUUUUUUCAAUUCGAGUUGUGAUUCCAGAUGGGCCCAAUUUUUUUCCCCCAAAGUUUUAUAAAUUAUGCUUCCAUAUUUAUGUAUUUUUAUUACAUAUAAAUCCGUUCUCUAAUAAUAAUCGUUUCUUUUUGUUUUGCAGUGAAAAGAGGAGAAAAAAUAAUAAACGAAUUGGCGUAUACAGGAUGUUUCGUAAUAGUAUGACCAUCUAGGCGGUCGAAAUUGUCGAAAUUAUUUUUUUAAUUUCAAAAAUUGUGUUCUUUUUGUUAUGUUUUAGAUUUGAAACGUAGUGAAGAGGGACCUAUUGGUUUCGCUAUAACGGUGUGUGUGUUUUUAUUUGUUGAAUCUUGUAGCUGUUAAAGCAAGUCGUUAUUUCAUUUUUCAAGUAAAAUUCGUAAUAAUUGGAAAAAAAAACGCAAAAUUGAAACUGACAAAUUUAUGGCUUUAAGAUUUAAUUAUUUUACAUUUUGACGAUUUAUGUUUUCUACUAAAAUUAUUUCUCCAAUUUAAAAAUGGUAAGAGAUCGUUUUUGUUCCAUUUUAGAUCAUGUUAGUGUGUAAACGAAACUUGUGUAGUGAAGUUUUUUUAAAAGUUAAGUAAAACUGGAAAAAAAAACGUAGAAAGAACGGAAAACUUUACGGAAAUAAUAGUUUCAUUAUUUUAAAUUUUGUUUAUUUGUUGUAAUUUAGUUUGUAUUAAAAGAACACAUUUUUUCGUUUUUUUAUAGACGUGGUAAUAUUUACAAAAUAUUUUGAAAAUAAUUUUGAGGUAUUUAUAGGCACAGUUAAUUUUUUAAUAGUUUAUAUUUGGUAGGUAAUAUGUAGGUAUAAUUGUUUGACCAACAGAAAUGCUUGCAAAUUUAUCAUAAUGUUCAUUAUAAGUUGUGUUUAUUAGUGCUAAAAUAAAAGUAGUCAUUACACUUUAAAUGUAGUCAAUUUUUUAUAUAAGAGUUUUGAGUUGAAAUUUUGAUAAAAAUCAUAAAUAUUACGGCCUUUCAAAUCAUUUACAAACGAACAUCGCUCAGAAUAGUUUUUCCAGGCAAUGGUUUAUCGUUGCUUGUAGAUACAAAAUAAAUUAACUUUAUGUUUCCUACCUUCCCGAUUCCCACAUUUAACAGCAGCGCGCACCCAUCAGCAGUAUUAUCUCUUUUUGUCGUUGGUUCUUAAGUUUAAAAAUAACAUUUCAUUAUAUUUUCUGAAAAGUUCUCUCAUGAAUCGAUUAGUCAUGUAAUUUUUAAAAUUUUUCGCUCGAUUUUAACGCUUAAACGCUUAAUCGAAAAAAAUCUAUGUGACACAUCUAUUUGUAAGAUAGUUUUAUAGGGUAUAAUAUCAUAGUGAUACAAUUAUAUUUUUUAACGUUUAGAAUAUUUCAUGGUCAUUGGUGUAGCCAUGAUUUAUCUUUGGUGGAGGGGGGGUUCAAUGAUCGCGAAGGGUUUAGGAGUCUAAAACCUUCUUAACCUAACCUCACCUAUAGUUUAAAUAAAUCGACGAGGGGUUUUGUACAACCCCCUUCCCGGAAAAGUGUUUUCCAAGAAAAGGAAUACACAUCUUAAAGUUGGGGUAUUUAGGGAGGGGGAGAUAUUAGAGAGAUAUAUUUCUUCCAUGACUUUUUUUUUUUUAAUAAUUAUUUUUUACGUGACUACCCGCUAUGUGUAAAUUACUUUUUAUUCAGAAAAAUCAAGAAAUUUAAUGUCAGUACAUAAAUAUAUAAUAUUAUAUCAGUAGAAAAACUGUGAGGUAUGCAUUUUUUCGUUUAAAACGAAAACUAUACGAACAGUCAUAAUAUGUUCAUUAGUGAGACUAGUAUAUCCGAUGAUAAUUUUAGGGUUAAUUUUAGGGUAAUUUUAGGGAUAGUUGUAUUAGUUACCUACAAAAAUAUAUAAAUCCUUAAAAUUGAUAAUUUUUUUUUCGUUUUUAGCCCUAGUACACGUAUGCAAUAUGAAAAAACUCAACACGAGGUUCGUCGUGAGUUUUCCUAUGUGGUAAAACGAACAAUAGUGUAGCGUAACGCGGUGGUUUUUUUUUGAAAACUGGUUAUUAGUUUCGAUUUGUUACGGCCGUUUGGCCGAACGUCGCUCGGAUUCGUUUCUCGCGGGCAAUGGUCCGCCGUCAGGCACAGAGUUACGAAUAAGAUUACACUACAUAUCGUCCCGUUCGUGUUCCUCCUCGAAACAGUGGCACGGGCCAUCCAUCAGCAGUAUGUCACCUUUUUUUUUUUUUUUUUUUUUUUUAAUCCGUCUUUUCGUCCUAGGCUCCUCGGUAACGUUCCGCGGCCGCGUUCAACGUCUCGUGGGGUGGGGGUGGGGAACCCAGGUUUCUCGGAGACGGACGGACGUAGCAAACGUUCCGUGGUCGACGGCCGCGGUGUUUACGUUUGCGGCGCCGAACACAUCCCGAGUGCAAAGACACACGCGGGCGUGUUGAUACCGGUAACGGCGCAAAACAAACAUCGCCGCGGACGCAUCCGCGCGCCGUGUGCAGACGACACGGAUGCCGGCAGCGGACGUUGUAAAGUAUGCCUACCCGUAUACGCGGUACCGCGGACGCGAGCGUCGCGGCGAGCAACGUUCUACUCGUCCGACGCGAUGUUUCGUGUCUUUUGUUUUACGGCCGUCGAACGACGGAAUAAAAACAAUCCAUUCGACUGACGAGACAACAGCAAAAAAAAAACCCGCGUACGGCCGGCGUACGCGAUUACAAAGUGCGCGCGGACGUCUCCCGGGUAGGUACGCGCCGUCUGUCCAUUGUGUACGCGGAGUUUUUCGGGUUUUUUUUUUUUUUUGUUUUUUGUCCGCGCCCAAGAACAAUACCUGAGCGUUAUUGUUGUUUUUUUUUCUAAUCCGGCACGUUAUUCGACGCGCGUCGAACGCCGUGCCGCGCGCGGUUAAUAACACGCGGCGACGCUGUUAAUGGAACGUCGUGUGUUCGCGCGCAUUGUGCGUUUUCGCGUUGUCUGACGGCCGGCCGCCCGCCGCCGCAGCAGCAGUACCGCCGACCGCGACGACCCGCGCCCGAAGAUGGGAAACGCGACGGAAAAAAUAAAAAAAAAACAACAACACAAUAAAAACCGAUUGUUCCAUCGCCCCGGAGGUUAUUAUAUUUUUACUACUGUCGGCGUGUUUAUUCGCGUUGCACGCGCCCCGUCCGCCGCGGCCGUCCCGCGCGAAAUCGAACGCGACAAUAUCCGAUCCGACGUGUUGAACGCGUCGUCGCGCGCCGCUCACAAACGCCAAUGUGGUCGCCGACGGCGCGCGAUAAUGAGGGGGCGAUAUUGCGUUUUACUCGCGGACACGGACGCACCUGAAUUGCCUAUUCAAAACGCCCGGUCGUUUCGGUGGUUUUUUUUUUUUUUUUUUUUCUCGCUCGUCGGACGCCGACAAAACCAACGGUUAUCGGCGACCGGCGGGAGGCGGGAAGAGGUUGGGUUUUGUAGCGUUAAUCAGGAAUAAUAACACAAACACACACACACACACACACACACACACACACACACACACACCGUAUACUAUUUUUAAGAAAUCGUGUAAUAUUAUUUUUAUUCGAGUACUAUUGCAGUAUAUGUCAGAAUAUAAUAUUCCAACGGCGGCGAACGAUUAUAUUCUAAUUACAAUGUGUCCGUCGUCGUUGUAUUACAGUAUUUAGUAUUACAAUAAAUAAUUAGGUAUAAUAUCGUGUAAAAUAUAAUAUAUAUAGUUGAAUGUACUAUAAUGUAAUAUUAUAAUAUUGUACUGUUAUACUUUUAACAAUCUAAAAUAGCUAAAUAGAUUAUAAUAAUAUCGUAGAAACUUAAAAAACUAACAUCGUAAUCAUUAAUAAUAGUAUAGUAAUUUUUUUAAAAUUUUUUUUUUAGGUUUUUUAUUUUAAAUCUUGAUCUUUUUAAAUCGUCGUAUUAAUAAUAUAUAUAAUAAAUAAGUAUCGUUAGCCUAUAUAUUAUAAUAAAUAAAUUAUUAUGUUAUAAAUAUUGAUAUCACACACACAGAAUAUAAGAAUGACUGAAUAAAUAGCAAUAAUAAUAAUAAUAAUAAUAGUGUUGAUGACUGUUUCGAACUGCAAAAAAAAAAAAAAGAAAAAAUGAUAGAAAAAUCGAGUUUCCGUUGUGAAAAAUCGAAUUUCCUUGCGCCGCGGAAAACCGUCACGGGUCUAUAAUAUAUGUAUACAAAAAAAAAAAAAAAAACAAUUCUUCAAUUAAUAGUCUAAAUAUUAUUAUUUAGAGAGAGAAUGAUGAACUACGACUUUUUUUUUUUUUUUGUUUUUUUCUGAAAUGGCACUACCUAGACGUAUUUUUUUUUCUUUUCAUACAUAUAUAUUAUGUUUUGUUUGUUUUUACGCUCCGGACGUUAUCGCGGCCCGACUAAAUAUUAUUAUUUAGAGAGAGAAUGAUGAACUACGACUUUUUUUUUUUUUUUUUUUUUUUAUUAUUUAUUAUGUGUAUUGCUAUUCAGUCUUGUCAUUUUUUUUUCCUUUUUGAUUUACCUAAUUAGCUUUCUUUUGCUUUUGUUUCUUCAUAAUCGAAUCGGUCGGUUUCUUUUCCUUGCUGGCGUCCCGCUUGUUCACGGAGUGUUGUUCUUUCUUUUCGUCACUGGCUGGCGCGGCUUCCGGUUUCUUCGGUUCUUCCAAAGCUGCGCUCUGUUCGGCCGGCUUCGGUGCUUCGGCGGCGACGGCGGGUGUUUCGGCCUUCAACUGUUCGGAUGGCUUUGGCUCCUCGGUGGGUGCGGCGAUGGCGGCUGGUGCGUCAGCAGCGGGGACGGCGGCGGCGGCUGGAGCGGCGGCGGCUGGGGCGGCGGCGGGUUCCUCUGCCGGUUUCGGCGCGGAUUCCAGAGCUGCGGACUUUUGGCUAUCUUCUGCGGAGGCGACCGGCUUGGCGGCUUCAGGUUGGGCGACCGGCUCGGCUUCUUUGGGGGCUUCGGACAACUUUUCGGCGGCUUCGGGUGCGGCUUGCACCGGGUCGGCGGCUGCUACUGGCACGGCUGGCAACACUUUGGUCUCGGACACUUCGCUGGCGGCUGGUACGGCGUCUUCAGCCGGCUUUGCGGCUUCAACGGCGGCCACGGUUUCGGCGGGCUUGGCGGGUUCCUCGGCGGUUUUGGUCUCUUCGGUCAACGGGGCGGAUUCGGAAGGCUUGGCUUCUUCGGCGGCGGCGGCCGGGGCGGCGGCGGCCGACGGAUCGGCUUGGACGGCGGCGGAUUGUUCCACUUGGUUGGAUUCGAUGGACUGUUGGGCCGCCUUGGGGUCUUGGGCGUCGGUCGGGUUCAGGGGAAGAGCUACGGGUGUCUCGGCCUUGACCGCUUCGGAUUCAGCCUUCACGUCACUGGCCGGUUUCGAUUCUUCGGCGGACGGUUUGGCUUCAGCAACGGACUCUGUCUCGGCCUUGGCGUCGGUGACCGGCGCGGCGGAUGCUUCUUCCGGUGUUACGAUGAUGUUCUCGGACUUGACCUCGUCGUUGACGGGCGCCACGGCGUCGUUUUCCGGUUUGGUUUCCGCAGAAACGACCGGAGCCGGUUUCGGGUCGCUUUCCGGUUUGGCUUCGGCGACAACGGCCGCGGGCUUAGCGUCGUUCUCCGCCUUUUGUUCGGCGGCGGGUUUCGCGGGUUCGCUUUCGGCUUUAACGUCAGCGGACGGCUUGACUUCGGGCUCGGCUUUGGCAUCGCUCUCCGGUUUGGCCUCGCUCACGGCUUCCACUUGCUUCUGCGGUAAGGCUUCGGCCGCGGGCGCGGCAGACGACACUUCGACGGGCAUGGAUUGGGCGCUCCAGAAGAGGGCUCCGAACAAGCACAGUCCCAAAAUUGCGGUUUUCAUUCUGCGAAUAAACACCGACAUAGCAGUUAAUAGCGGUUCGGAAUUGUUAUUUCAUUAGCGUUCCAACGUGUUAAUAACGUUAACGAAUUGCGACGUGUUUAAUGACGAAAACGAUUAUCCGCGAUAUCCGAUGCGUACGUAUACAUUUAUGUUUACGGACGGCCGAACACGCACAGUAAUAAAUGGUAUUAUUAAUUUUGUUUUCCCCCAGUUGUACGAGCAAUUAAUCACACGGCAUUACGGCGGACCGCGUUAAAGACGAGUAGCGGGCGUAUCGAUAAAAACCGGCCGGCCGCGUCGGGAAUAAAAAAAAAAAUAAAAAAAAAUAAUUUUCAAUGUCUUUCCGUUAUUCGCGUGAUUGCGCGCGCGGUAAUUGCACGAAUUAUCUAUCGUUAAUAAUUAGGAUAUAAUAUCCCUCGAGAUUUUCAAAGACUUUCAUUGUGGGGAACGGGGAAACAAACCGAUAUUUUUCUAAAAAAAAAAAACCAAACGAUAUAAUAACGGACGAUACGUCAUAUCCCGGCGAUGUUAUUGUUUUAAGGUAUACACUCCGGGAACACGGUUUUAUUUAAUUACUACUGUCGAGGAAUUAGGUUGAGGCCGUUUUGUCAUUUGCGCGACAUCCGAACGAAUCGUACGUAUUAUUUUACAAUGUUUUCGCUGCUGGUAUUGCGGCCAGAUCGCGUGUUUCGUCCGACUGCAGUUUCGUUUUCUCUGCGUACAUUGUCCGUGCACCGAUAAAAACCUCCUACACUCGAACCGAUAAUAGUAUUCAAACCGACCCGCGUUUACCCGUUUGAAAUACGAGUGAUAUUAUCGAACGCGUACGUUUAUUUGUUUAACGAUAAAUAUUACAUAGAAACACCGGACUGCCGGUUCGAACAUAUUUUGAUUGUGUAUUUGAAAUAUUCGAAUAAAAAAAAAAGAAAAAAACAGAAAACAGAAAAAGAAGCCCCCGACGGUAAAAUAAGACUUAUGAAAACGAUUCGAAUAAUAAUAUAUAAUACACAAUGUAUAAUUUCGUUUUUUAUUUACGUUUUUUACGUUGUCCUAUAACUCGUAUAUUUCAUUUCGUUAAAAUCUCUAAAAAAAAAAAAACAUUCCGGGUACGAAAAUUCUAAACAGUGUUGUAGUUCAAACAUUCUAAUAAUAAUUUUUUUUUUCUCGAACACGGGUUGAUAAAUUGGACACGAUAAAAUAAUUUAUCAUUAUUUAGACGCAAUUCGUAUAAUUAUAUUUCGAACAUGUAUCAAUUAUGAUCGUGACAUUGGUUUUUGUAUACAGGUAUUUGUAAAAAAAUCGAUUGUUUUUCUAUUUCAACGCGUUCGCAUAUUAUUUGAGAUUUUAUCGUGAAAAAAUUAAAAAAAAAAAAAAACAAAUUACAUAGUCUCGUCCGAUUUAUUUAUUAGUUCGGCGGCUACGUAUUUUACCCCCCGACCGUUAAUAUCGAAACGGUUUUUAACUUUUUUUUUAAUAUUUCCCCAUACUUGUGUGUUUUUCCCGAAAUCGGCAAGACUCGUUUGAAAAGUCAAUAGUCUAGAAGGAGAACAAUCGAAAACAAUCCAAUGCCCGACCCUCCGGUCAAAUAUAAACAAAUAUAUUUCAACGACCGUGUAUUAGGCGUGCCAGAACAAGAACCCACGGCUCUGUUGUUCGCGAUCGUCGAACAUUCGCCGAGUUGAGUAGUUUUUUUUUUGUAAAAUUAAAAAAAAAAAAAUGCCCAAAAAAAAAAUGAUUAAAAAAAAAAUAAAAUAAUAAUAAUAAUAAAUAUUAUAGCGUUUGUUGGUUUACCUGGCAGUUUGUGUGGAAAAAAAACUCGGCCGACGUUCGGACAAAUGUGUAUGUGUGUGUGUACGCGAAACGCAACGAAACUGUGCAGCCGUAGAUAAUAUAUUUUUUUUAUAUUUUCUGUUUGUAUAUUAUGUUAUUUAUUCACCACUCACUAGUGCGGCUGUGUGCGGCAAAAAUUGUUGUGUUCUGGUUUGCGCGCGGUACUCGUAUAACUCGGCACACGCAACGGGCCACCUCUUUAUAAGUAGCGGCUCGGCGGCGCGACGCACACGCACCCCCGGCAGCCUCGCGCGCCGACGCCGCCGUUGCCACCACCCGGCCGCCGCCGCCGCCGCCGCCUUCACCUCCGCCGCCGCCGUCGCCGCCGCCCGCCUUCGUUCGCCGUCCGUCUGCCCGUCCGUACGGGCAAGAUCGAAAACCAAUAGCAGAGAGUUUGCGGAGCGCAGUGUGCACGCGGGCGGCGAGAUCGAGAAAAAAAAAAAAAAAAUUAUAUAAAUUAUACACGAGAGACGUUAUGUUUACGCGCGUCCAAUAACGUCAAUAUUCCGCCGGUACUUGUAAAAUUUUCGAAAAAAUUUCUGCGAACACACGUUAUUAUUUUAUCCGUCGGGCGUACGGCGCGACGCGUGCACCUACGCAACGGGUUAGCGUCUCCGGCCAUAACCAAAACCCGGCCCCCUUACCCCGUUGAGCGGACUUGUUAGAACGCCGUCGUCGUUCCCGUGUCCUGAGCGGCAAACGGAGUCGACGGGAAUUUCAUUUAUUUAUUGUUUUUUUUUUUUUUUUUUUUUUUUUAAUCUCAUUCGCGGUGUUUUACGCGGCGUUUUUUAUUUCGUUUUUCUCGUCUACGUAUCGCUUUUGCUGCGGGCCCGUUGGGUCCGGGCGUUUGGUUUCGCGUUGUAAAAGUCUUCAACUCGGACGUACCGGUAGUGCGUCGCUUGGAUUAUUGAACACACGGACAUCGUCAGUUUCGUUUCAGAUCCCGACGAGCGCAACGGUUUCACCAUGGCGCGCGCGCGUUUUUUCCGUGCCCGCGAACAACCGCUUCGAUUUUCGAGCGCAGCGUCUGUUUCGAAAACGGAUUUCGAUAUUAGAACGGCGACCGGGCUGCUUUUGGGUACGGUUUUUUUUUUUUUUACGAAAACGUUGCGGGGUUCCCACGUACCCGUAAUGACGUCGCCGGGUGGAAAAAAAGAUUUCCGCCCAGACGUACGUCGUAUUAUUGGAUUGCGUAUUAAAUCAGGUCGGGUUUUUUUUUUCCCCCAAUGUUUCCGCGAACCGCGGGGGUCGCCUUUGUAGUUUUGAAUUUGUUCGCGUUUUACGUGUUUCUAUAACUAUUUUGGCACAUAGUUUCGCACGCGUUGCACACGACAUUUUUAUAGGUGCGAAUUUUUUUUUUCCACCUCGAUUGUAUUCCGAAAACGGUGCCCGCGGAUAAUUUCCGUCGAAUUUCGGUUUACGCACGUACAAUCGUUUUCAAACGUAGCCAAUUUACAAAUUUUAUUUAUUUUUUAUUUUUCAAAAGACAUAUUCGCUCGUUCGGAUAAAACGUACGCAUUAUUUUCUAUCCCCUAACGAUUUUUCAUUUUCCCGUCGCCCUCACUUCAGUUCAAUCGAUUUGACGCCCGGAAAAAUAAUUACGUUUAUACACAUAUACAUUGACGGUUCGAACUGCAGUACGCGAUAUUCGAUAACAACUGUCGAGUUCGAUUAUAUUGUGCGUUCGCUUGAUAUUACAAGGGUUGUCCUUUUCAAAUCGGAUUUUAUUUUUUCGCAAUCAAUCUCGGCGUAGAACUCUUCCGAAAUUUGACAGAGUGAUAUAAUCGCGGUGAUGAGUUUUUGUAAACUCGUGUCGGCGCUUCGAGAAAGACGAUUUCUCGCAGAGGAUUUUCGUUUUUGACGGUGUUCUUUUUUCUUUUUUUUUUUUUUUAAUCUCAUUAUCGUCGUACGCUGCAGUUUUCGAUAUUAUCAUAUAGAUUGCGCGUGACAGUUAUUGCAGACGAAACGUCAUAAUUAUAAUACAUGUACUACCGUACAUAAUUAUUAUUGUUAUUAUUAUUACAAUUUUAUUACUAUUUAUCGUCUCGAUGCAUACGCAUUUCAUUAAACGUAAUUGUUAUUACUUAAUACUUAAUCGUAUUGAUGUGGAUCACGAAAACGGUUUUUCAUAUAUUUAUUGAUUGAUCGAAAAUACAACGGCUAUAGACAGUCCAUACCAAAUUACCUAAUGCUUGAAUAUGGGGGUGCAGGAACGAAGUUCCACUUCGUUUCUUAAAAUAUUUUAGCGUACCGCUUAUAAAUUUUCUUAAUGAUGGUCUAAAUUAGAUUGAAUUCAAUCAUUACAAAUCGCGCUACUUUUUUUUAAGCCUCAUAUAGUACCCGUUUUUUUUUUUUCCAAUUCAAGUACGGAAAAUGCCGAAUAACGACGCGUUUCGUGUGUUUAAUAAUUCUGUUUAUAAACAUAUUAUUUCGUUGGGUUUUUUUUUGGGGGGGGGGAGGGAGUGGGCAUUUUAUGGUUAAUUAUACGACUUUGUAUAUUUUCAACGUAUAUUUUAGGAUUUCGUAAACACGUUUAAUUCAAAUUUUAAUUUUAAGUCGUCUAACGUUUUCUUCUCUAUAACUCAACAAAAGCUAAAAAUUAUACAAAAUCAUUGGUUAAGAUUUAUAAAUACGAGCAGACGAGCCGAUAACUAUAUUGUAAUAUAAUACCUCAAUUUAAAAUAAACUAUUAGUUUUCAUUUUGUUUAACUCGAAUAGAUUGUUACAGGAUAUUACAAUUUCUCUAUUUUUUCAUCAAAUCGACACGGGGGGGGGGGCGAUUUUUCUUUUAGUUUUUGUCCAUUAUAAAAAAAUAUGAUUCAUUUUUAAUUUCAGUCCGAAGAAAAUUCACCGUAUAGCUUAACAAAAUAAUAUUUUAUGAUUUAUGGAAGACUUCGGCUAUAUGGAAGAAAAUACGACUAAUAAUAAUCUUCUGUUCGGAAUCGUUUUCCGUACGUUUUACACACAUUAUGUAUGCACCAAAUUGCCGCGUGCCCCACGAUUUUCCUCUUAAAACAACGGUACGCCCAUCGGGAGUGUCGGCCUUUACAUUUUUUUUUUCGACUACGUAUACGGGUGUAUACGGUUUUUUUUUUUUUUUAAGGCAUAGCUGCCACUCAAUCUGUAAAUCCCGCGAUGUGCGCAGCAACAGUCCGAACGGAUCCGGGUAAAACGGCCGUGCCUUUGCAGCCAGCCGGCCGGAUUAAACAACGGCGCCCGGCGAUUUAUAAUAUUGUGUCGCGUUAAACGGACGCGAACCGGAUGCCGGCCGGCGCCCGCCGCGGCCGGACGCAAAUAACGCCGCCACGCGCCGAAACGUGUGCGCCUGUCCUCGUCGUCGCGUACCCGUGCCCGCGUGUCUGCGGUGCUCCGUGACGGCCUUUCGCGUAAAAGUUGAGGGUUUUGCGCAAGGCGUCGACCUACUGCGCGCGCCCGCGUGUGCGUGUGUAGCGCGUACCGUAAAACAUUACGCGGGCCGCGCAGCGUUGGCCGGUCGUUAUUGCGUUUUACUCACGCUCUCUCUCGCUCCCUCGCUCCCUCUUCCCAACGCAACUGGCAGUGUACACAAUAGCGUGCGUUUCGUUCGGUCCCGCGCAAACAUCGUUCCGAAACGCGCUCGAUGUCGUUGCGGCGUUCGGCGGCGCGAUCGUGGUGUUUUGAACACGGAUCCGCGCGUUUUGUUUCGUUUUUUUUUUAUUAAGAAUCUUGUUCCAAUUGAAAAAAAAUGACGACGGCUUUUGCGUGGAGUUCCAAAUCUCGUUGUUUCGGGAGGAUGGUGUUUUUUGUUUUUAUACUCGGAUAAUAGAGGUGAACCGACUACCUCCUUUUGAUUUUCAAAUGGCACUCUAUAUUAAAAAUUCUACAAACAGACGGAGUUUUAGUUGAAAUACAUUUUUAUGUUGAAAUGUUUAAUUUCCGUUAAGUCGUUGACUAUAUUUUCCAUUUUUGAGUUUAUCGUUUUGCGGGCAGUGUGAGAGUGGCGGAUCCCUACUCAAACGUCGUGCGUUGCGUCGCCACACAAAUGAUGCUCCACUUCUCUCUUCUUACCCGGUAGUCGGUAAUAAUCAAAAAUGGCCACCGAAAAUAUAGCCAUUACAAAAAUAAUUACAAAUAUAAUACGUAGACAAACAACAGUGGACCCAUAUUAUAAUUUAAAUUAUAUUUAAACAGUAAAUUAUAUUCAAAGUACAAUUUUAAAAUACUAUUUAACUUAUAUAUAAUUGUGUAUCAGUAAAAUUGUUAAAUGUUAAAUGUUAACAUUUUAAUAAUAAGUAAUAAAAGAAAAUAAUAAAAAAUAAUUACAGAAUUAUGAGAUUAAACAUUUUGUAAUUAAAAAUGCAUUUUAAACAUAAUAGCAUUACUAUAUAAUAGUAUUAUACUUUUGAAAUGGACCAGUGGUAACGGGAUACAGCGUACAACACUAUGCAUCUUUAAACGAGGCCAUUUUUCUUCCAAUCGUGUUUUCCGCUGGACAUGUUUUUCUUCCGGUCAUAUUUUCCUCUGGACACAUUUUUUUUUAUUUUUUUCCGGUCAUAUUUUCCUCCGUCCAUUUUGUUAUACCGGCAUUUUAACCGGGUCAUUUAAGAUUUGGUCAUUAUUUCCUUGACUUGCCUCAUUCAAACUUAAAAGUUGGAAUAUCUCAUCAACGGGUUGACGGAAAUCAAAAAUGCCAAUGUAUUUAAACUAGUACUCCGUCUAUGUAUGCAAUUUUUAAUAUAAAUUACCAUUUGAAAACCAUAAGUAAAUUUAGUCUGUUUACCUCCAAAAAUAAAGGUGACAAAAAAAAUAUUGUAACAUAACAAUUUAGAGCUACUAUUGUUUCUUGAAUGUUUAAAAAAAGGAAUUCCGAAAAAAGUCAAUCAUUAUCAAGGUAUCCGAAAUGUUCAUAUCUUUGUUGGACAUCUUGUAUCGAAUUCGGGAAUUAGUUCUGUUACGGAUUUUCGUCUAUAGUAGGUGCUUUACCGGUUUUUUGAUUGCGUAGUUGUUCGCAUAUAACAUUAUUAUUAUAAGCGCUGUGUACGUUUAUAGUCAAACAUCGAACGGUUCGUUGUUAUAAUAUUGCAACGCUUUAGGUAUUAUAUGUGUAAUAAUAUAUAUUAACCGUAUAUUAUAAAAAUGUUAUAAUGUCGCUUACCUACCUACACCUACCUCUAUAUCUACUUGUCUAUACAAUAUCGAGUUACAUGGGGAAUUUUUUUUUUUUUUACCGUUAUUAUUAUUAUACGUAUAAGGAGUGCAAUGAGAAUUCGAGAAGUUUCGAUAUCGAUAAUAUUGUAUUAUUAUUGCGGCGGCGGCGGCGGCGGCGAUACGAGUAUAGACAUACCUACUCGAGAGAGAGAGAGAGAGAAAGAACCUUAUAUUAUAUUAUACAAAUCUUCAAAUACUGACAUUUCACGAUUUCGCAUUAUCGAUAACGACGACCCGACGAGUGUGUGGUUGUGUCUGAUGUGUGCGUGUGAAACGUUCAAUCGCGCACGGACACACAUCCGGUGCUGCACUCGAGGCGCCCGAACAGUAUUAUUGAUGUAAAGCCGUUAUAAUAAUAAUAAUAAUAUAAUAAAAAAACGAGACGAGAACGUCAUCGUCGUAUCUCCGUGUACAUAUAUUAUUAUAAUAAAAGAGCUCUUGAAUGUUAUAUAAAAGUAUAUAUAGUGCUUUGCGUGAAAAAAAGAAAAAAAAAACUUCUCGAAAAGUACGUUCUUUGUACGCUGCUGCGUAUCUAAAAUGUAGGUAGGUAUAUCGUUAUUAUUAUUUUUCUUUUUCGUGCUUCUGCCUCCGAUUUUCACUCGAUACACAUUUCAAUAACCGAAAAUAUCUACACGGCACGAGUGUAAGUGUUUGAUCGUUUUUCAUACAAUUUUUUGUAUUCAUACAUUGUGUUUUAUUGAAAAUACGCGUUCGAUUAUACUUGGAUAUUUAUUAUUUAUUAUUAUACGCGAGAGUUUAAAACGCCAGUAGGUAUACAGUUGAAUAGAGUUUUUUUUUCGCCUGUUUUCACCGGAACUUUAUAUUGUAGAAUUUUAGAUCUGUAAUGUAUAAUAUGGUCGGUGAUGCGUUGAGGAGAUCGUUGGGAAAUUUCUCUCAUACAUUUCUUAUAUUAUAAUAAACCGGGAAAAGCCGAAGCCUUAAAACAGGACGUGGAAGUUUUAUUACGAGGUAGACCGAACUGGACGAUUUUGGCGACGGAUGGAGACGGAUAGUCGGAGGAUCGGUUGUGAUCCUACAGGCCGAAUAAAACACAAAUAAGAUAGGAUAGGAUAAAAUGGCUCAAAAGAUUAUCCAAGGUUUAAAGUUCUUAAUAUCUAAUUUUUUUCCAUAAGCGUCUUAUAACUUUGGAUUGAUCAGGGUUUAUAUAUUAUGCACUUUAAGUCAGUGGCGUAUUUACAGGGGAGGGGGAGAUUAGUGAGAUUUAUCUCAUCCUGUCCUGAAAUUUUUUAUUACUAUGUAUUAUUUAUACGAUUAUAUAUUUUUAAGUUCAAAUUACUAAUUUUUUAUCCCGAAAGUCGAAAAUUCGGUGUGUCCAUAGUUAGUGUUUGGACCUAUGUCCAAACCAUUAUAAUACGAAAGUGGUUAGAUUAUUAGUACUUUAAUAAUAAUAAUAAUUUACCUAGAUAUACCAAACAUUUGUUUAAUUUAAAUGAUGAUUUUUUGGUGAAUUUAAUUAUUAAUUAAAUAUAAAAAUUCAAAAAUGGACCAUUUUUUUUAGCCUCGGCACACGUUAUACAAUGUGACACAAUUUCCAAAUUCAAUAAUAUCUCUCUCUUUGUUAAUAUCAUAAAUAACCCUAAUUGCUUUAACUAUUUUAUGUACUUCUUGAGGCGGCUUAUGCGUAUUCCACAUCACUAUACUCGUGUAAUAUAUUACAGCAUGAAAAUGUGGUUUUUUUUUUUUUUUUUUAGCUUGCUAAUGGGUAAUAUAUUCGUUUAUUCGAUUAUAAUAUUGUCUUACCUCAGAGUCAGUCGUCUGUACAUUGCGUUUCUAAGCAAUUUUAUGUGUUUUUAUUCGUCUCGAUUUAUACUAAUAGUUUUAUGAUGAUAAAAAAUAAUAUCAUGUCAAUCGGUAGCUAUAAUUAGAAUUGAUGACGAGCGUUUCGGAUCGUUUAAAUAACAAUCUGUUGACGGAAUAAUACUAACUAACUAAAAACAAAACACAAAUAAUAAUGAUAUCAUAACGAACGACCCCGUAUAGCUGAUAGCGUAGUGUAUGUUAAUUAAAAUUCAUCGUCGUAUUUGGUUGUUUGUGAUGUUUAAAUAUGUAUAUCAACAAUAUUUAGAUGCCUGUAUAUAUUAUAGCGAGAGUCCACGCAUAAUAAUUUCCCCGGAGAAUAAUUUUCGUCGCGUGUCGUUAUUAUUAAAUUAAAUAUUAAAAAAAAAAAAUAUAUGUAUGGUAAAAAAACCGCCUCAUCGUCAUUAUAUAACUUCUCUCUCGGCAGUAAUUAAACUGGACUGUCGUAAAAAAAACCAGAUUAAACAUUUUUACAUUUUUUUUUUUUUUUUUGAUUUUUCGUAUAAAUUUUAUUUUUUCUAAUACUUUAAAUAAUAUUAUGUACGCGCUGACCCGAAUUCGGACGCUUUUCAAAUAUUGAUUUUCAGUCUUUGCUACUGCUGCCAUAUCAGUGUGUGUGUGUGUGUGUGUGUGUGUGCACUGUGCAGUCGUCGUCGUAUACACAUCGAGAUAUAAUUUAUGGUUCGUCCCUUUUCUAUAUAAUAUUCGUCGUCCGGACCGGCUAAAAUACUCAGUGCGGUGUAACACCGUGCAAAUAACAAAUUUUCCCUUCGCUCGUAAACCACGUUGGCUUAUGAUAAUAAUAAUAAGAAUGAUAAUCGACAUGUUUAUUUGAAACGCGCAUUAGAACCGGAAAUUCGAUAUAAUGCUCGUGAGUAUAUUAUUAUUACAAUAUACGUACGAAUGGGUUCAUGUAUUAUAAUUUAUUGCAGCACGAAUAAACGAAUAUCGCGAGCUCUUUCUCUUUGAAAAAAUAAAAAAUUAUAACGGGGUUAUACGAGUACACUUACCUAUACACCUAUCUAUCUAUAUUUUAGUACUGGUGUUGUUAAUUUUUUUUUUCCAAAGAGUGUAAUAUGGUUACCCAGAUUUUCGGUAAAAAAGUUGUUGUUAACAUACUGAAAAAAAACCGUAAAACCAAUACAUUCCAGAAUCUAAAGCAUUUUUAAUUCGCAUAUACAUGUACCGAUCCAUGCAGACGCUGGUCUUGAAUAAUACAAUUUCAACAAAUUCUUUGGAGUUGACCAGUAUGAAUUUCUCCUUAAAAUCUGAAUCAGUGUGUUUUAAGAAAUAUUUUAGACUAAACCGGUGUGCAAAUACGACAAACUGGUUAACUUUUUAUUCGAUCGGCGUAAAAGAUGGCCGAUAUUUGUCGAUCCCGGUUUGUCCCUAUCAUAAUCCUUAAAUUUGAUAAUUUCUUAUCACAUUUUAAAAUAUCAAUAUGAAUUGUUGUAUUUUACUAUACGCAAUCAAUAAUCUUCAAUAGUCACUUGAUUCUCUUUACGAUCCUCUCUUUACGUCGUGCUCGGGUUGUACCGGAAUUCCGUAGUUUGCCGCAGCUGUAUUAGUAUUACCGAGUAUUUGCAACAGAAUAGGCGACACGGAAAUUAAGUCGGGAGUAAGGACAAACUGAUUGAUUCGUGAAUUUCGCAUUAAAUCUGUUCGAAAUGUUUUGCGCCGCGAUGUUAAAUCGGAACCAAAUAAAUCACCGACCCAACAACCGGUUUGCUCUAUAGUGAAUAUUUCGUUUGUUUCCGUAGUGUAAUACUUAAAUGUAUUUAUUUUUUUUAUUUUUUUUGUUCUAAUUCCCGGUUACGGGUCACCGACAAGUCUCAACUUAUAUAUUACUUGAUAAUAUCAACCGCGUAUGUAAGUUUACAACACAGCAUUGUAAACAAAAAAAAAAUCGCAAUUAACGUAAAAAACAAAUAAUAAUAAUGGCAGUGAAUUCCGUUUGUGUUCGUAUUAAUAAUAUCGCAUCGCGGACCGGUUUUUUCACGAUUGUUAUAUGCAUUCGUUUUAUAACAAUAAUUGCGAUUACAAUGGAAUAAAAACUAUAAUAUUAUCGUGGCCGCGCGAGUUCAAAUUUCCUUACGAAACGCGAUAAACAACAUCGUGUGUUAAAGGUUAUACUGUUAGCGCUGCUGCAGUUAAAUGCUUAAUUGUUCCGAGUACAACAAAUUAUAAUAAUCCGAUUGUGAUGUGUAUAGGUAUAUAGUUUUCGGUCAAUGAUAAAACAUUAUACGCGAGACAGAUUUAUCGGAGAUUUUAAUGUUUAUUUUAUUUUAUUUUUUUUUAUCCGAUUCGACAGUUUUUUUUCUCUUCAUAUAGUAUGCCGAUGUGCGGAACGAGAAUUGAAAAUUAUUUGUGAUUUUCUGCAUGUUUCAUAUCAUAUUGUAAUAAUUAUAUGAUGUGUGUGUUGUUGUUUUUUGCUGUCUUCGAACGAGUUUUCGACCUAGGUCCGAUCAAACAGAUACUUUCUUGUGGUAGCCCGGUAAUAAUGGCCAUUGAGAAAACGGCCGUAAUUUUAUACCUAUCAUUACGCUCAAAUUGCAUUUGUUUCGACCACUAAGUACAAAUUAUUUUGAACGACAAACCUCGUAUUUUUCAAUAAUUUCUGUUUGGUCAAACAAUUUUAUCCACUAAUGGCCGAUUUCACCAUGUUAGAGUUAAAGUGUGGAUUAAUUAACUUUGAGUUACCAAGUAAGUCAGAGUUAUCGUCGUUGCCGUUUCAUUACAUGUUUUUGGGUUGGGGUUAGUUAAUCCAGAGAUUAGCUUCAUUAACCUAUGACGGUUUCUUCCAGAAAAUGUUGAAAUAUUAAAUGCCUCAAGAGCCAUUUAUUUAUUUAUCUAAAAUCGUCAGAAGGUUUGAACAUUUGAUCACGUUUAGAAAACGCCAUACAAUAUAUAAGUAUUCUGUGCGAAUUUUUCUUGGAAAAUAUCGAGCGGUAAUAUCGAGAUUGCGGGUGGCAUUUCGAAAAAAUUUUCUGAUUCUGUAUAUUAUUAUUAUUAUAUAUUAAGGACAAGUUUUUCGAUUUCUAAAUCUUGUUAUUAUUAUUAUUUUUAUAAAUUAAUUCGGAUAAAAGCGCAAACGUUCGCACUCGGUCGUUCGAAAUAUUCGCAGAGCUUUUUUUUUUGGAAAAACGAUUUUUUUAAAUCAAUUUUAAAAGAGUUGCAUUUAUACAAUAUUAUAAUGCAUUUUAUUCAUCGAUCAUGUAAUAAAUUCGGGACACUCGGCGUUCGAAUGGUAGACAGGUGAGUUUUAUUCCACUGUAACGGGUUUAGACAAAACGCAGACAAUUUAUAUUGCGCGCACAGCGUCAGAUCUCGUCUCGUUAUCUCCCGGACCCAUCAGACGGUUUUUGUUUUCGGGAUUGCGGUCCAUUGUGCAUCAGCAGCACCGUGAGUACGAUAACGAUUGUGUGUGUGUGUGUGUGGAUUUUUUAUUUUAUUUCAAACGGUCCGCGGCCAUAUAAUCUGCGUUGUAAAUCUCUCGCAGGCUAAAUGGUAUCCCAUUAUUUUUUUUUUUUACCCCUUUAUUAUAUACCUAUAUAAAGCAAACUCGCGUACAUUAUCUUUUGCGUGUUUGGCCCGCAGGUUCUCUCGUUGCCGACAACAUUCCGGAGAUUUUUUUAUUUUCUUUCCUCCGCUCGUCGUGGUCGUCUCCGUUCAUCGUGUCUGUGCGGAGAGGGAGAGACCGGCUGCGCUGCCACUGCUGCACCUGAUCGUUCUGCACAGUGCACUUGUGUCUCGUUACGAAUGCAAGUCUCGAAAAAACAAAUAUAAUACCUAUAUGUAAUCUAAGAUCGGAUUUAACACGCGGAAAAUUGCCGAGUUUAAUGUAUCUGAUAGUUCCUAUAUAGGGUAUAUUUAUAAUACGGAAAGGGUAAAACACUUUUUCGCUAUAACUAUAAACUUUUUUUUUUUUAAGUAAAAAGAGCAAUUCGUUUUAUUGAGAAUUUCGAAAAAAUUUUGGGGAUUAAAAAAGAACAAAAACACAAAUCUCGCCACUAAAUAUUCACCAGAAUGUGAAAUUAAUUUAAAGAAAUUUAAACAUUAAUUUUUUGCAACUGAUCUGACAUCACGUGUGAUUAAAAAGACUGAUACUGCUUAUGUGUGUGCAACUGUAAGGAAGUUAUAAGGGAGGAUAUAUAAAGUCAUUUAAUGUGUAUAUAUUUAUGAAACGAUAAGUCAUUGUUAACGAAAAACGAUUCUGAGCAAGGUUUUAUAAGUCGCAUAUUUCUUCGUUGCCAAGGUAACUGAGAAAUCUACAAAAAUUGCCAGUUUUUCUGUGAUGUAUUUAUUAAUAAUUAUGAGAUUCGACGUUGCCGUUUAGCGAUAAAUAUUUUUGUUUUAGCAUAGAAUAAUAUGAAAUACAUAGAUAUAAUACAAAACAAUAAUUAUCAUUUUAUGUACUUACAAUAAUAUAUAAUAUAAAUUAAUACUAUAAUAUUACUAUAAUGUAUAUAUUAUAUUCGGGGUUCUACCAAAAUGUCAACAGGUAAAAAUGUCGGGGGGAAAAUGUUGUCCGAAGAAAAAAUGUCCGUAUGAAAAAAUCAGCCGCAUACAAAUGAUCUCUGACUAAUUUUGGGUUUUUGUUGAGCAAAUCCGUAGUUAAAGCGGAAUAGCAGUUCAAUGAAUUUCUUUUCGUGCAUUAUUACCAACGUCGUGUAGUGGUUGAUUUGCGUUUGAUGGUAUAAGAAUACCCAUUCAAAUGUAAUUUUGAUUAAUUUUUAUUAGAUUAGAUUUAUUCAUAAGUAUUUAUCAUAUGACACUCAAAUGUUCCAAAAUAAAAUUGACGUAAAAUUAAAAAAAAAAAAAAAAAAAAACUCUUAUGUUGAAAUUUAAAAUUAAUUUUUGUAAAGUACAACUAUACAGCUGGUAUAUUACAAAUCAAUAAAACAGACCAUCCGACUAGAGAAUGAUAAUGUAAUAAUGUAAAGUAAUAAACCAUAUUAUUAUUUAACGAUAUCGAAUGCUGAUAUAGAAUCACAACAUUUGCGUACAAUGCAAAAAUAAAAUUGUAUAAACUGUACAAUUCGUCAUUACUAUCGUGUCUAAUCAAAAGCAAAACCAAUAGAAAUUAUCAAUAUCAUUGUAAAUGUUAAAGUAAAUAUGGACAUUAUGGACAUUUUCUGCUCGGAUAUUUUUUUUUUCGGACAUUUUAACCUAGAACCAUAAGGGCUUGGAGCAAUAAAAAGAUAACUCCACUUUUUAAAAUGGUUCAGGAUAAAUACAAAACAUUUUCUUUCAAUGAGAAAAAAAAAUGUCAAACAUUCUUUAACAUCUUUUAAUUUUUAUUAAUAGUGCCCGAAAAUAAUAAACACAAUUGGUUUUACUACAUUCAUUAUAUUCUUCAAAAAUAAUCAUUUAAGUUAAGUUGGCAAUUUUCAAAAAAAGUGGACUUAUCUUGUUGUUGCUCCAAGCCCUUCCAUUAUAGUCGAGUAGAUAGUAGAAGUUAUAUUAUUAAUACCGUAUACAUAUUUGACUUUAAAUUACAUAUUAUUUCAUACUAAAAUGGUAAAUGAAAAUAAUUUUCACUGUAACAUAUUGUAUAAUAUUUUGGCUUUAUCGUCGAUACUGUAGCGCCGAAAAGAUCAUUGAUAUGGGCCAACCAUUAUUGUUGCUAUCCCCGACGACUAUUUUUCUAUCAUAAAAUAUUUUUACACUGUACAGCCGACAGGUCAGCAAGCAAUCUUGUUUUAUUUUUUGACACAAUGAGACUGCGAAUUUACGCGGUUUUAUUCUAGUUUUGUUGAAAUUUGAUACACUUGACUUUCAAAUUCUAGAGAAAAGUCGUUUUGUUCUUUAUAUAUUUUCGAAUUCAACCCCUAAAUCUCCUGCAUGAUUUCGAAUCUGCUUAAUACGAAUAAAUAAUUUAAUUUUUUUCAUUUUUGGAUUAAUUAAUUUUUGGAUAGUGAAACAAAUGUCACGGUCAAUAAAAUUGGCACUGGCUAUAGUAAAUAGAUACGAAUUAAAGUAAAUAUUGAAUACCGAUGAAAAUUGUAUAAUUUUUUUCUAAAACGAACUCGCUAAUCGUGUCCACUCAGCUUGCCUGUUGGUACUUUACUUUUAUUGUUUAACUAGCGCUGCUCUGUUUUACAAAAUGUUUAGUAAAUAAUACGGUACGGUUAUAAAAUGUGUUUGACGAGUUUACAAUACGAUUAUAUACAUGAUUAAUUAAAACAUUCCUACUACUUUCUACAGGCAACGUUAUUGAAUAUUUUAAACUCAAACUUUAAAGUAAAUUUAUAACUUUGCUUAUGUACCUAUCCAUAUUAUUUUAAAUUAUAUAAACAUUCGCGGAGUCCAACGUGGACUGUACAACGUAAUUGUUGUUCGUCGAUUAAAAGAGAAACGGCCAUCGAAAUCCCGUGUAAUCGUAUUUGUCCGUAUAAACACUGCCGUACACCUUUCCCUCGGUGUAGGGCAGUGUAGAUCAGCGAAAAAGUUUUGCCAUUAAGACGCAAUUAAUUUUGAAAUUUUUCAAAACCUGAGGGAAUGCGAUUCUUUGGUUUUGACCCAAUUUACGGCAUCGACCCGCUGCUGCUGCGACCCGUUGCAGAUAUAAUGCCGUUUUCCGGGAGCCGAGAUUAUCGGCAUUCUCGGUUCUGCAAAACGUUCUUCUUGUUUUUUUUUUUUUUUCGCAAGUCUCCGCUUAUCGAUAGAAUAUAUUGUUUUUGUUUACAUUUUGACGGUCGGCCCGCGGGCGUUUUCUCCGCCGACGAAAUUCCCCUUUCGGACUCGUGUAACACGCAUACCUAUACCGUAUUAAUUAUUUACGAUAUUAUUUACGGUGGCGCCACGUCGCGCGCCGAGUGUUAUUAUAAGGUCUGGGGCAUUUAUACGCACGAGACCGCGCGGAGGACGAAGGGGAGGCCGAGAUUGCCGUGCGGAAAAACACGCAAAACUGGUUUAGCCGCGGUCCAAUCAUCGUCGUGUCGUUAUUAUGAUUAUUAUGAUUGUAAAUUCGCCAGAAAGGUCAAAAUUAAACGUAACGGGACGCUGCCGCACGGUAUUUAUUUAUUUUUUUUUUUUUAAUAGCGAUAAUAAUAAGCGCUUGUUUUAUUAUUUUUUUUUUUUCCAAACGGACCCGACGAUCUAUUUUUAGACGCCAUACGAAGCGAUCAACUUUUAUAGUAAUACAUACCUACUCAUACAUUAUUAAUUAUGUAUGCGAACUGCAGAGUGAAAAUUUUCACCGGACACAUUACCUAAAUUACCUUAUCAUACGAAUAUUUAUUUAUAAAAUGGAUCGUAUAAAUUAUUACUGUACGUAUUUGCGAACCGCGCAAAUUACGAUGCGCUCGUUUCCCCCCUCCCCGUCCCCUCAUGAUUUAUCACGAACACGCCGGCUGCACGUGCGUAUUUUGCAUUUUAAACGAUUUUUCUUUCGCGGUGCCGUUCACCUUGCCCGGAUCUUCUCGCUAUAAUAUCCGGUGUUCUAUUAGAUGUUAGAAGAAAAAAAAAAUACGGUUCUUUUUGUUUUAUUUGUCUGUAUAAACCAGUGUAGUUAAUGACUGCAAGACUUUUUCCGAUCGAAAACUUCACAAGAGCUUUCGGGUAGCGUUAUAGAUCUAUAAUACAGUGGUAUAUAUCGGAGUGGUAAUUAUUUGAAAUGCCCUGUACUUUAUUCCCGAUAUCGUGGAAUUGUCAAAAUCAUUUUUAUUGUAAUUCGGCAUGAUAAAUAACCGUAAACCGAAACAUCCUUUCUGGCUAUUCUUAAGUUAUUAUUCACUUUUCCCCGUAAAUAGACUAUUUGUAUCUGUUCUAUAAUAUGACGUGUUCUCCGCUGUUUUCGGAUACUUUUAUUGGUGGAUUGUAGUGAUAAAAGUUGAAUUGAAUUUCAAUACGAAUUUGCGGUCGACACAAGUUUUUGGUAUUUUUAAAACGAACGUUUUUUUGUUCAUUUGUAGGUUACCAAGGUGACACGGACGAAAAGAAAAAUGUAUUAUAUUAUUUAAUUUGGUUGUUACAGAUAAAAAAAGUAUCGGGCAACAAUGAUUAACUUCGAUAGGGAUGAGGUUGGUGGAAACGGGGAGACACGUUAAAUCGAACUUAUUUUAUCGGUUUCUGUUUUCGAAAAGACUGAGCCCGGAAAAUACCGGGUAAUUCAGCUAGUGUUACACAUAAAUUAUAUAUCGUAUCGAAUUUCGUUGUCGAUAGUUUUCAUUAAACGACAAAAUGUACAAAACGUAUAUCUAGUGGCUACACAAUUAUUGCGGUUUCUGCAGUAUGUAUAUGUAUACGUGACGAUUAAUUUUAAUCCGGUCGACAUUUUAAAAUAAUUUUAUACCGUUUUUAAAAACGGGUAUUGUAUAUUUUGUCCGGUAUAACGGUUGAAAUUUAUGAUCAACAUUAAGAUAUAUAAUAUUAUACUUUAAUGGUUGGUAUUAAAUGAGACGCGUAUAUUAUUAUAGCGUACACUUACUUCUUUGUGUGUACACAAUAAAGACGAGAAACGCGUAAUAAAUUUUAAUGCGUUAUUUUUCUUUUAAUAAAAAUAAUAACACUUCCAUAUAGUUUAUAUUUACUUGAUUAAUUUCGUUACGAGAAUUAAGUUUACUAUUAUGGACGGGCGGAAAAAACCACGGCUCGUAAAAAUAAGUUACCUAGUAGACAGUAGUUAAUUCCACGGUCGAUUUUGUGGCAUUUGCCGUUUCUGUAUUUUUAACGGGCCGUUUAUAGCGAAAAUUUAUUGACGUAAAACAAACGAAAAUGCGUUUAAAUACGGUUUCAGAGAUAAAACACCUAUAUGCUAUAAAAUGUUUAGAUGGCGACAUUAUUUCAAUAUUCUAAUCAAUUGCAGUGUCCUGUCAUCGUGUUUUUAUCUGCCGGAUUUUUGUAUACAGUAUUUAAAUAAUUAAAUUUUGCUUUGUUCUAUAUAAUGUAUUGUACACAAGCUAGGAGACACCCCCUUCUAACAACCAGCUUGCUUUAAGUGAGGGGUAAUCGACUCAUUGUAUUGUAUCGUACUUAUGUUUAUAUCUUGUUACCUUUGUCGAGUUGAAAUACAUAAAUAAAAUAAAAAUAAAUUAUUUUUGGAAAAGUUAUUAGGAAUAAAGAACCACCACCAGGCGUAAAUCUUUUUAACGUAUAUAACAUGAAAAAAAUCUGAGCGUUUUUAUUGGCCGGAAAAAACGUUUUCCGAGAAAAACACACGCGCGCUAUGAUAUUUCACUGUGGCAAAACUAAUUGUUGCUGCACUCAGUUAUUUGAAAAAAUAAACUAUACGAGUGGGUAAAUUUUUCGCGGUCGUGACGACGCGGUGAUUGUUGCUUCGUCCCGUUCUGCCAACGGUCACCUCUCCGACCGAGUGCCGUGCAGUACUAGACGAUGGCGAUGAUAAUAAUAAUAAUAAUAAUAAUAAUAACAAUAACAAUAUAAUCUCGCACCGCACAGCAAAAUCCGAGUUCAGGAAGUAUUGAAAUCCGCCGGGAGUCACGAUCGUUCGGAAAUUCCGGAUAAUUAUUUAUCGAUUAAAGGAGCAAAAUUGCUGCGCGCGCGCCGUCUCGGCGCCCGUCGUCCGCCGGGCCGCGCGGAACGACCCGUUUUAAUAGGCCAAGAGGACGAUGAGCGCGGCCACCGCGGGUCCAUGACUAAGAUUAUUAUAAAUAAUAUUUUACGAGCAAUAGUGUAAUGUUAUUCAGGUAUACUCUGCGUAGAAAAUACACAACUCGAGCCUUGAAAAGUAUUAUUUACGAGUUUGCUGGACACAAAAAACACAUUCGUACACACACACACACACACACACACACACACACGCGCGCACGCACACAUAUUAUUAUCAUUUUCUUUCUUCUCUCAUCGCACAAUAAAAAAUUAUUACGAAACGCGCGAUAAUAAUAAUAUUAUCGUUUCAACCUUCGAAAACGCCGCGUAUACCACUUAUCUGCGCGCUCGUACACAAACACAAACAUCAUAUGUAAUUUAAACGAUCGCGGAUUAUUUGUGUAUUUUUUUUGUCCGUAUAGGUAAACGCGAAACUAAUUAUUACCGGUUUUUUCAAACGCGAAACCCGACGAACUUGACCUCCGUAACAAUACGCGCGAAGAGCUUUCUAAAGUCGGAAGUGACGCGCGUGGAGAUUGCCGCGGUGUUGUACUGCAUAUGCGAUCAUUAUCGUGUGUGUUUUAGAUUUUGCCUAUGUUAUAUACUUUUUUUUUUCUGCCUAUAAACAAAUUUUCUGCCGGAAACCUUCCUCGGUUGUUCAAGUGCAACGGAGAAUCGGUGAGGUUGUUUGGUUUUGUGACACCGUGAUCGUUUUCUAUUACAAUUUUUUUUUUUUUUUAAUCGUUACUUGAACCAUAAGUAUCCACGUCCCAUUUUUAUUUUAGAUUCUGCGGAACAUAGUAAGUGCUGUUUUGGUUUUACUGUGCGUGCUUUAUUUCUAUUGUUGUUUUUCUGUAUGUUUACAAUUUUGCUUCCAUAAACUUUGCUCCGAUUCUCAAGUGAAGAUAAAAGGAAUAAAAACAAAAUCAAAAAUAAUAAAACCAUUAUUUCCGUAAACUUUUCCGUUUUUUCUGAGUUUUGUUUUGGUUUUCUCAGUUAUUAUGAAAACUACUAAGAAAAUAAAAAAAUGCCAAUUGGGUAUAUCUACCUGACAUAGUGAAGUUUGGAGAUAUCGUUUCGGAAGACUUUGAGAUUGGGUUGGGGCUUGGGCAUGGUGAUGCCUUUUCCCCAGCUCUAUUCAAAAUAGCGUCGGAAAUAGUUGUAAGAGUUACAACGAAUGAAGUCCGUAUAGUUAAAAUCUAAAAAAAGCCACCCACCGGACCAGGAAAAUAUAUCUUUCUAACUCCGGAGGCCAGUCCGCCACUGAACCUAUGAUACUAGUUCAUCCCUCUCUAAUGAUCCCCAUUGUUUAAAUGCAGCAUCUUUUUUUAAAGGAAAAUUUAUCUAGUUAGUGUAAUGAGGAGGUCAUUUUUUGAUUUUCUUUGUAGUAAAAUUGGUAAGACUGGGGAAAAACAUAAGAAAAACGACGGAAAUGACAGUUUCACAUUACUUUAGAUUUUGUUUUUAUUUAUUGAGAUUCGAGUAAAGAUAAUCGUAGAGACUUGAAAUUUCCAUAGAAUACGUUUUAGAAUUAGUUUUUUCUAAAGGUUCAAAUUUUCAAAACAUUCUGGCAAUUUUUGAGCUAUAUUUAGGCAUCUGAUCUUUUCGAGGUUAGUUUGGUUUUUAUUUGAUUUAAGUGGAUACAAUUUUUUGGUCAAACAGGAAUAAUCGAAAAUUAUACGUGAGGUUUAUCAUACGUUGGAUUUAGUGGUAAAAGUUGAACGUAAUGUAGUAUUUUUCAUUUUUUUUUUUUAUAUCUAAUCGAUUUAAGAUCAAAUUUUGAUGAAAAUCGUAAAUACGAGAAUUACGGAAUUUCAAAUCAUGUAUUACCUACUGAAAUUUGCUCAGAAACGUAUUUCGUUAGCAAUAAUUUAUCGUUGUUUAUAGAUAUAAAUCGAUUCAUUAUAUGUAUUCUAACUUCUUUUUUUGCCAUCUGAUUUUGAAUAUUGAUUUUGACCUGACGUUUGCUUUGAUCAAAAACUUCGUUUGACCUUUUUUGUAGAUUUGGAUUUAUUUGGUGCGUUCUGGAGGUCAGUGGCGUGGCGAAGAUUUUUUACCUAUGAAGCUAAAAAAAUUAGGGUCACAUUUUUGGAGAUUUUCGGGAGCCUAGUACCGGCUUCUAUUUUUCUUACGUUACAUUUCCAUGGCAGCUUCAUUAAAGAUUAUCCCCUAAACAAUUUUUUUAUGCAUAUAACUAUACUUAUCGAAUACCGAAUAGCCGCGAACCUUACAUAAUUACUCAUUUUAAUUUCCUCGAAUAAUUAUUUUUUAUUAUAGAUUAUGUGUAUCUAGGUAAAAUUAAUUUAAUACGUUAAAGAUCAUAUUAUAAUUCAUGAGUCACUCAAAUCAUCUACGGACCCACUGAAAUUAAUUCAGAAGCCAUGGUCUCUCAUAAUGUCCUUCAUCAUACUACUAGUAUUGAUGGUUUUUUUUUUUAAAUUCCACGUACUUUUUUGUAUAAUAUCGGUGAAACAACGCCAAAGGGUAAUUUAUUUGUCGUUUCCCGGAGUGAAAAUUGUUAUUUAUCGAUUUUCCUUUUCAACUGAAACUCUUCUUUUUUUUUUAUCAGGUAUAUUAUUUCGUUGAUUGCGUUUUUAUGAAAAUAGUACUGUUGUACGCAAGUGUAUUGUAGAAUUUAUAUUUAAUGCGUAGCGUUUACAAUGGCGGUCUGAUUUUUUCAGAAUUAGUUUGCCCUGCCAUAUUGUUCGUAGUACCUACCUAUUUGUCGUACCAAAAUUAACGUUGUUUAUUAUUUACGAUUUUCCUAAAUAAAAAAUAUUUUGAUACGUUUCGUGACAGAGAAAUUUCGUUUGUAAUACUGUUGUGUGGGUAAUUAUAUUUUGUCGGUAUUUGUCAAAUUUUUUCUGAGACUAUUGCACGACUGAAUCGUGUUAGAUUUGUUUUACCGGACACUCUGGACUAAAAGAACUCAUCAAACUCAAGAAUUAUAACACAUGUAGUACUGAAAAUUAAAAUAAUUUAAGUGACUAUAAUGUACUUUUUGUUUGGCAAAAAAGCAUAUGUCAUAUACUUAUAUUAUGGCUGAAGUAUUUUAGAAUGCCAUAUAAUUUAGCUAUUUUCAAAAUUGAAUUUCCUUGUAUUGAAAACUAUAUAAAAUUAAUUUAAGCCUUGCUUCCUUGAGACCAAUGAUGUUUUGUAUACUAUUAUAUAGUAUUUGAUUAUUUAUAUUGAUUUACAACAAAUACUUUUGUAAUUAUUAAAUAAUAAUAUAUUGCUCAUAUGUCUAAUAAUAUGAAUUAUUAGUGGUCAGUAAAUGAAUAGUAUUACUGUUUAAUUAACAAUACUUAUUUUCUUCAAAUUUAAUAGUCUAUACUUAUCAAUAAAAUUAAUAAAGUUAUAAUGUUAUGUUUAUCUUUAUGAAAAACUGUUAAACAUCAUUACCAUUAUUGAUAUCUAAAUAACAAUAAAUGUACAAUCCUAACCCCCCCCCCCCAAAUAUAUGACUCAUUAUACACUCAUAACCUAUUUUGCAGUGCCGUUGUCAGAAAUAUCAUCAUAAGGUGGAUGAGCAUCCUUUUUUUAUUACUUGCAUUUUUAGAAUGAUGAAAUUUACCAAUAUAACCCAAGUUACCAAUCAAAGUAAGUUUGAGGAGUACCUAAUAAUAUUGUACUGUGAUAAUAUACCUAAUGAUUAUCAGUUAUCGCUGUUAGAUGUAUACAUUAAAAAAGGAAUUAAUAAGCAUGCACUUGUGCACUUAAAUAUGAAUUUUAAAGUUUAGCAGUAUAUGUUUAUACAUCUAUUAAAGUUUUAAAACUAUGCGAAAGAAAAAAAAAAUGUCUUAAAACAAAUUCAGUUUAUUAAUAAUUAAUUUUAAAAGAUAUUUUAUUUUAUUAUUUUAAGUAGAUUGAUUGCGUACGCACGUGUAUCGGUUGAGGGCAGUAAUGGUAGCGAUAACAUCGUUUCCGUGGUAUUGCCAUUAAACCCAUAAAACCCAUCAAUAGUUAUACGAGGAUAGAAAUAAAUCGAAACAAAUACUAAGAUUUUGUAAACAUGUUCGGGAUAGCAAAUGUGAAAUAAUAAAUUUUCAGGAAUUUAUCCAGAAUAUGCAUUAAAACUCAACUACACGUUUGGCAAAUAUGUUAAAAUAUACAAAAUAUGCACUAUCAAACUUAAUAUUUUAGGUUGUGAGUGAAGCGAAGACACAAAGAUAUAUAUAUUUUUUUUUAUCUGUGCGCAACUUUUCUACUAGUAAUUUGCUCUGAUUUACAAUGAUAGCACUUUUUCUGAAAAGAAUUCUUAGUUGACUGGGACGGUACAUUAAAGACGUUAUUUUUCGAUUUUCUCAAGAGUAUUCCCUGCAAAUGUGAAAAAUCUGAGAAAAAAUAUGGGUAAACCGGGAAAAACGGUAGAUUAAACAAGUAUUAUUAAAGAAAAUAUAUAAUACCUAUUUAAUUAUUUCACUAUAAUAUGACAUAUGUAUAUAUUGUUGACAAAGCAUCACUAUCAAUUGAAUUCCGCUCAGAGUUGUUAUUUAGUUAGCAAUGGUUAAUCGCUUACAGGUAUUCAUUAAAUUACCUAUAACAGUGGCUGCACCCGUCCCCAUUAUCCUAGGACAAUUUUUUUAGAACUUUUGUUUUGAAACGGAUUUGUACCUCACAUGUUUUCCUAUGUAGUAAAAAAAAAAAAAAAAAACACGCAAAUGCAUGAACUCUUGCGAGUCACGAUUAUCACUAUAGUGAUUUUAUUAAUGUAGGUAAUUAUAGCUCUAAUAUAUUAUUGAAAUUAAUGCAAUAGGGGGAAAUAUAAGGUGUAAAAUAUUCCAACUACUUCCAAAUAACGUAUAACAAGUCUGAAAUAAGGCCGUUAACUAUAUUGGACGAAAGUAUGUUGUAUGUUGGUGUCAACUUCACGUACGUAGUGUUUUUUCCACGCGCUCGUUGCAGCUAUCCGAUAAAUAGGCUUGAAAACAUUGUUACGCGUUUUCAUAAUAAUUAGGUGCGCAUUCGAUUGGAUAUCGCACGCGUAUCAGUAAAAAUAAAAAAAAAAUAUUAUUAAUUAACAAACUGCCCGUGAAAUAAUUGAAUGGUUCAUGACCGUAAAUUGAUCGUAAAAUUUUCAAUAAAUUAUUGUGUUCUGAUAAAAAAAUUAAUUAGAUUUCCGCCGAACCGAUAAUAGGCAAUAAUAAUAGUAAUAAUAUCUACCUAAUAAUAAUGGUCCUGUAUAUUAUAUUAUAUAUGCAUUAUUAAUUAAUAAUAAUAAUGCUGCUUCUGAGUCAUAAUAUUUCGUGUCGUGUGCGUAAUCGCUGAACAAUUUUUCCCUAAACAAAAAUUAUUGAUGUAUGUUUUUCACUCUGUAAACACGUUAUCGAUAACUUAAUUAUUCACCUUUGUUGCAUCAUGUAUAAAACAGUUUUUUCUCUCUCUCGAUAUUAUCAUAAUAAUUAGCAUAUACAAGUCUGGUCAGAGAACAUAUGAUUAUAAUACAUAUGGUAGGUAACCGGUUCGGUUUAAUAAAAUAAUAAUAAUAAAUUAGGUAAUGUUAUUAUGGGAUAAAAACGUUAUUGAUAGAUAACACAUUUUUCGGAUGUUUUUUAUUGACCUGAGAUUAUAAUACUGAGAUCACUGGUGAUCACUCGAGUUUCCCAGAAAUUGUUAGUUCGAAUUAAUAAAUUAGUAAAUUAGUGUUUUUAUCAAACCGUUAUCAAACAAAAAAUAAAAAAAACGAUAUUUAAUACGAUUAUUAUAAUAAUUAUUUUUCUUUUUCUUUCGAUUACUUGCUGUAAUUGGAUUAAUGUUGGAUAUAUUAUAAUUUUAAUAUUUGAUUAAGAAGCCGGAUGUGAAAAAAAAAACGUGUUUGAGUUUGACUUUUUUUUUCGUUCCUUUUUAUCUAUUAUAAUAUAAACUUUAUAGGUUAUCGAAUUUUUAACCAAUUAUUAGUUUUAAAGUACCUACCUACCUACAGUAUUCUUAUAAACAUAUUCGUGGAAUUAUUUUCGAAUCAUUUUACAUUCAAAUUUACUUUUUUUCGAGGUUUUUGUCUCAAAUUUUUUAUUACUCGCACAGAUAAAUUUGCAAUUUAAAUAAUGUAAACUAGGUAAAUUAUUCUAUGACAAAAAUUUAGAAAAAUAUAAGCAUAUUAAUAUUAUUUUGUAUAACUGUUCGAAAUUCGAAUCGUACAGAAUCGUAUAUUCUUAUAAAGAAUGUCAUAAAAUGAUGUACAGAAUUUAUAUGUUAACUACGGAAUAAGAGUAAAAUACAGUGUUUGAAAUGGAAAAAAAUCAGAAGAGGGAAGCAAAAGUGUAAAACAAAUUUGUUCAUCUUAAAACUUAACUGUAUUUUAUUUGUAAAAAUCUAUUCAGGGUGAGAAACAAGAAGGUGGGUGAAUAGGGGUAUGGAAUAUCAAUUCCCGAAAUUUGGAAAUUAUUAGAAUACUGAAUCGACAGUGCAGCAGUGAACAAUUUUUAAUUCGAUUAAACCAUCAUAAUUUCUUUUUUGGUAGGUAUAAUUUUUUUAUUUUAUUACAUGACUAUCAUUAUAUUAUUAUCGUCGAAUUUAUUAUUUAACCAAGAAUAAUAAAAAAAAAAAAAAAAAAUUGGUAAAUUAUUUUCUGAAACAACUCUUUUGAUUUUUGUUAAUGGCUUUGUGUCCAUUAUCAAAAAUUAGAAAGGGUACGCUAAAAUAUAUUCCAUCCCACCCUCUUCUCCUAAUUGAAGCACUGAUAAAAUUUCAAACAAGUAUUUAAAAAACAGCGAACAUUAUACGAUUCUAUUUAUGUAAUGACAAUCCUCCCGAUGUCAAAUUUAAAUAUACUCGAAAUCGCCGUAUGGAUUUAACGGAUGCAGUUGUUUAAUGUGAUAAAGGUAUACCCUGUAUACAUAGUAUAUAUUUUACGGCUAAUUUUGAAAAUUGGAUAAUGUUCUCGUUCGAUCAGUCAAAUUUUCUACUGUUAUUUAAUAAUGGAGUGAUUUGGCCUUUUAUCAAUCACAAUAUUUUAAUAUUAUAUUCAAGUGUGACACGAAUAUGUAAAAGAUUUAAACACUAUUCAAACAUAUUUGAAUAUCGUUAAAAAAAUUAAAACUUCGAAAAAAACCAAAGUACAAACGCAGAAAACGUACUAACCUUUAAGUUUUAUAAUCAAAUUUACUUUAAUAUCAAAACGUACAUCACAAAAUCGGUUUUACUGAACAAAAAUUUGACAUUAUUCAAUUGUCAACAUUAGCUGUAAUAUACAGGGUGCCAUACAAUGUUAUCCAAAUGCUAAUAACUCUGUCAAUAUUAAUGUAAUUUGUUUUAUUUUUUCAAUAGGAUUUUGCUUCAGGAAGACACGCACGUAGAGAAAAAUUACAUUUUUAUUUUUAUCUUUUAAUCACUGAAAAAUAUCGCCUUUUAUUUUUUCACUUUUUGAUUCCUAAAUAGCCGAUUUGUCAAAUAUAUUUCUCUAAAAAUUUUAUAUGCCAUUAUUAUAUAUUCGAUAAAUAUAGUUUCUUAGUAAUAGUGGUUUUUAUUUCUAGAAAAUCCACAUGAAAACAAUUAAUUUUCAUUUGAAUAACACGUUACGCGAUAAGGAGUCACAAUCAACACGGUAUCUCCUUAUCUUCUAUUAAAUAUUCAUUUUUUUCACGACUAUUUUUCUAUAUAUUAAAUUCGCUAUUACUAAGAACCUAUUAAUGAGAUAUUAAUGUAUGAUAAAUUCACAUUUUUUAGAAUAACGUUUUUUAUAAUUUUUAAAAAGUGAAAAAAUAAAGUUAUUUUUAUUGGAAAUGAAAAUUUAAUUUUUCUCUACAUUUGUGUCCCCCUAACACAAAAACCGAAAACGAAAAAAAAAAAAUGAACAUUAACAGAGUUAUUAGCAUUCGGAUAACACUGUAGGACACACAGUAUGUAGUACGUAAUAAUUAUGUAUUGAUAAACUAGAAAAGUCGUAUGAAUAAUAAAUACGCGAAACCGAUAAAUUAUAAAUGUAAUGUGUAUUGGUUAAGUGAGCUUUUUUUCUUUAUUUGUAUUGCGUUUAAAAAUAAUACCGACGAAAAACACAUAGUAAUCGCGUAAAGAAAAAGAAAGACACACCGCACCACUAUAUAAUGUACGUGCAGUUGAAUGAUUGUUUUGUAUUAUUUUUUUCGCCGACUUUGAGCAAAUGACGGGUUAUCAGUCAUGUAAUUGCGUUAUUUUUACGCCAUCACGCGAAAAAGGAUCGCUGCAAUAUAAUAAUACUAAUAAUAUCACGGUUUCAAGGUUAAAGUCGAAAUUUCGAGCAUGUUCAUACACAUUAUGUAUGCUACAUUGUUGUAUACUCCCAGAAAAACACUGCACCACACGAAAACACGUCCGAGAUGAUACGAUCCCCGUGUAGGUAAUAUACGUAUAUUAUACAAUAAUAUAAUACAGACGGCGACGACGACGACGAUUGCGAUCUCUCGGCGUGACCUUCGAAAAUGAUAUAAUAGACGGCAAUUUUAUUAUUUUCAUACAGAAAAAGAAUAGUAUUCUACGUGUGCAUCUAUAUUAUAAUGUACAGAAACCGAAUGCCGGAAAAAUUGUUUCGCGGAGCGUAAUAAUAAUUAUAUUGAUUAGGAAUCGCGCAAAUUGCAUAUACGAUAUAUCUGCGUUUUAUCGUUAUUAUUGUUAUUAUUAUUAUUGCGUACGGGGUACGGGUGUAUAGUGUAAAUGUAUUGCGAAAAAUAUGCACUUUCAACACACUGGGUGUCCCCGUUCGAAUGUACAACGGAUCCGUUGAAAUGUCGUGCACCUACCAGCUCGUCGAGCGUAAUACGACAUGCGUGUAUUGUACGUUUGCCGAUGUAGGUGUCUCGCCCUGCCCGAUUUUUCGUCGGACCCAAUUUCAGAUUCUUAGUGGAGCGAAGAAGCUCAUGGUUUUACAGAGGUGUUUACUUUUUUUUUUAUUUUUCCGCGGACAACUUUUCUACCGGAAAUCUCGCUCCGAUUUUUAAGCGCAACACCUUUCCCGAAAGGCAAUCGGACUGGUGGGUAGGUGCUUUAGGGAGGUGAUUUUUCGAUUUUCCCAGGAGUUUUCUCAACGAAUUUAUAAAACCAGGAAAAUAGGUACAAUAUUAAACAGUUAUUUUUAAAGAAAAUAUAUAAUGCCUAUGUAAUUAUUUUACCAUGGCAUAUAAUAUAUUGUUGACAAAGUAACACUACCAACUGGACUCCGCUCAGAAUCGUUUUUUCGUUAGCAAUGGUUAACGAUUGUUGUUUACAGAUAUACAUUAAAUUUCCUCUCUAUUACCUUUACAACAGUGGCUGCACCCAAACGUUUUUUAGUAUAAAACUAUAGCUGUAUUACUGUUGACUAUGUCCACGCCUCGGCCCGUGUGCAGUUUACAUGUUCUUACAGUGUAGUCGGUGUAAGCCCCUAUUUUUGUCCUAUUUUUUUUUUCAUUUAUUUUUACCCAUAUUCAUUUUUGGUUUUGACCGUGUCAGAAUUGAAUGCAAACAUUUAGGUGGAAAGUUGGUAGUCUACUUUCGGCGGACUAAAAGCGUUCUGUUGUGAAAUGUUAAUAAUGUAAAUAAUAGUAUAAGAAUUAUAAUUGUAAUAGUUUUCUUAUCCGUAAAAACCAAAUUAUCAUCAGUCUCACUAAGGUGACCCUUGAACAAACCAAAAUGUAUUGAUGACAAAACACAACUAUCAACUGAACUCCGCUCAGAAUCGUUUUUUCGUAAGCAUUGGUUUAUUGUUUUUACCAUUAAAUUAUUUAUAACAAUGGCUGCACCCGUCUCCAUUAUCUUAGGACAUCUUUUUUUUUAACGUGUUUCUUCGUGACAGUCCCCGUUUCUAUCCGUUUUUUCCCGAUAUAUAUAAAUUGAAUACUGCAAAUAGUGUUUUUAAGUGUUAUUAAGUGUUUUCUUACACGUGACAACCAAAUUAUCAUUCAUGUCACCAAGGUAACCUAAAAGUAAUCAAAUAAAAUUUAAUUUUUAUUCCGAAAAUACCAAAAACACAGUGACAGCAAUCCUUUAGAGAUGUCAAUUUUUAAAAUCCUUCCUACUACGGUAUAAAAGGUAUUUAUUACUACCAAGUUUCUAAUCCCAGGGGUUUAGGUUAUGCGUUGAGUUUCUGUCAGUUAGUCAGUCAGGAUAAAGUCGCUUUCAUAUAUAAAGAUAACUGUUUAUUAUAUAGUGUGAUCCGUUUAUCAGAUUGCUAUUUUUUAUUUAAUAACUAAAAAGAGGGGGACGGGUAUGAUAAUUGUGUAAGUUGGAAGUUGGAAAGGUAGGAAACAUAAAGAUUAAUGUUACCUAAUUAAUAUCUGUAAGUAACGAUAAAUCAAUGCUAAUGAAAAUCGAUUCGGAGCAAAUUCGGCUAUACAUGUUUUGAAAGUCCUUAAUUUUUACGAUUUCAGUAAACAUUGUAUUUUAAAACGCGCAUUAAAAAAAAAAUGUUUUAAACAAUUUUAUACCACGUUUAAAAUAAGCUAUACUCUGUGUUGGUUUUUAACUAAUUUCGAAUAAUAAUUUAAAUCAGAAAGUUUCAAAUACGGGUUUUUUUUUUAUUAUUAUGAAAAUAGUUUGGAAAAUCAAAAAAUAUAUCCAAAAAUCAAUGAAAAGUGGUAUCUUUUUAAUUUUAGAUUAAAGUAUAAUUUCUGGGACUUCUGGUAGAAAAGUAGUUUACAAACACAUACACACACACACACACAAAAUACAAAUGUACACUCAUCAUUGUUAAACCAAUAUAGAUUCCUCAAUAUGCUUCGAAUUUAAAACCAUAAAUUAAAUAAAUUAAAAAAAUAGGACAUUGUAUAACCCUAAUAAUUGAAAUAAUAGAAAUAAUAUUUAAAAAUAUAAUUUUCUUUUUCCCACUUUAACCUUGGUUUUAUGUUGAUAUUAUAAUACCUCAAUAUUGUUUUAUCAGAGUUCGUAUUAUUAUGUUCAAUUUACAUAAUACAAUUACUGAAUCCAUUAUGAAAACUUAAUUACGAUACCUAUUCCGUCACUAAUGUCACAAUCAUCGUGUAUGGGUGCGCGAGUGUACCAGCAAACCUUAUAAUUAUAAUUAAUAUCUAUAUGACACGACCAUAAAUUAUAUUAAUAUUAAAUGAAAUUAACGUUUAAUAUAAUUGAUUAUUGAUCUAAAAACUUAUUUUCCACUAAAAACUUAACAUAUGUAUGCAGAUAUGUACUAAAAGUACCUAAAUAUGUCAUUAAAAUAUUCUCUACAAAAAUAAAAUAACAAUAGUAAAAAUCAUAUUUUAAAUUUCUUAAAACAGUAUGAAAUCAUCCUCAAUUGUGCUCUAAAAAUGUAAGAAAAUUUUAAAAUAUAGGUACACAAUAUUACUUACAAAACCAAAAUAUGCAAAAUGAAAGUUUAUACGUACAAACUUUACAAACGAUUCUAUUAUCUUUAUUAUACUAAAUUUUGGUAUAAACUAGCUUUUUUUUAAAUCAAUCAAUAAAAACACGUAAAUGCGUGUAGAUAUCUGAUAUAAUUAAAUAAUAAUAAAAAAAAAUAACUGAUACUAGGUACGGGAGUACCACUGUUGUAGGUAGGAAGUGGGGAAGGUACAAUACAUAAAGUUAUUUAAUUUAUAUCUGUAAUCAACUAUAAACCAUUGCUAACGAAAAAUGAUUCAGAGCGAAGUUUGGUUAUACAUAUAAAUACAUGUUUUUAAAAGCCGUAAUGUUUACGAUUUUCGUCAUAAUUUGAUAUUAAAACUACUAUUAAAAUAAAAUUACUACAUUACAAUCUACAUUUUUGUGUUUGACUACUAAGUACAACCUAUGAUGAAAUUCUUGUUAAAUGUUCAAGCAUUUCGGUUUAAUCUAACAAUUUUAUUUACAGAGUACCUAAGAAAUAAAAAUUACGUAAAAAUCUCCCAAAUAAAAUGUUUAUUUGGAAUGGUUCAAAUGUUUUGAAAAUUUGGCCACGUCUAGAAAUAGCAAAUACAAGUUUUUGUCAAAAUUUCAAAUUUUUUCAGAAAUUUUUAACAGAAUUAAAACUAAAAAAACAAAAUUGAAAAUAACAAAACUAUUAUUUUCAUAAAUUUUUCCGAGCUUUCUAUAUUUUUUUUCUAGUUUUGCUCAAUUAUUAUGAAAACUACAAAGCAAAUUUGAAUACCGACUUUCUUAUUCACAAACUAGAUUAAAAAUGCAAUAAAAAAAAGUCUCUUGUUGUUUUUCGCUUGAAAAAAUAUUUCUAGUAGAUUUAUCAUUUUUAAUUUUUUGGUUUUACCCGAUUUUUCCAAAUUAUUAUGAAAACUACUUAAAAAAAAAAAUCGUUACAACAACUAGAUAAAAUUUCCUUUUAAAAAAGGUGUUACACUUGAUACUUGAAUAAGAUUUCCGGUAGAAAAGUUGUUCAUAGAAAAAAAAAUACAUCAUAGUAAAACUAAUAGACCCCUCUCUCGAUACGCUCCGAACCUAAAAUUAAAUAAACUAAUACUACAUAAACUAAUAUUUUGAAAUUUUUUUUUUUUUGCUAAAUUUGUUACGACAUUUUGUAUUAAUUUUUAAAUUUUAUUCGCGAUGUUUACGUAUUCGGUAGGAAUUUUAAUAUAACUACUUCAAACGUCCAUUAAAAACCAAAAAAAUGUGGAAUAUUAUAGCAUAGUGCGUAAUUAUUAGCGUCGUGUUCGUAAUUAAUUAAUAUUUGUUUUGUUUUUCGUUUAUGACAAGUCACGAUAGUUCAUUAUAACAUAUAUAUAUAGUUGAAAUGAGCUGAAAACGUAUAUUAUAGGUUAGCUUAAUUUUUUUGACUAUAAUACAUGUCUACCUGACUGCAAGUCUGUUGUAAUAAAAAAUAUGUAGAUGCAGAGACUAUUCCCGGUGCAUACGAGUCGCCUCUCAAAAUAUACGAAUUGCCUCCCAUCGUUAUCGUAAAUAGAAAUGUUUAUAUACACUAGUUGAAUCCGACGAUUAGGUAGUUCAAAAUUAUAUACGAGUCGCCUCCCAUAUUGAAUAAAACAGUGGUUCAUAAACUAAACUGAAUUUAGUAUAAUAUUUAUAAUUUUAUUAAAAAUAACAAUAUCAAUGGUGAAUAAAAAACAUUUGGUAAUAUAAUUCUUCAAUAAAAAAAAACACAAUAUGGUAAUAAAUGUUUAACACGUUUUCCCUUUUAACCGACCAUUUCCCGAAUUUCAAUAUGAUCCAUUAUUCAAAAAACUUAUAAGAAAAUUUUAAAUCGCUGGUUAAAUAUAAAUUCGAACGACGAGUGUUGAAACUCAACUAACGAGUAACGACAGUUAUCAUUACAGUAGAGUAAUCUUUAAUAUUAAUCGUACAAUCUUAUCAAUGCACAAUCAUCACAAAUCAUACGAUUGGUCGAUUCCCUUUUCCGCAAAAUUAACGAAUUUAGUCUAAUAUCCGAAUAUUAAUGGAUGAUGAGAUAUAAUCAUAUCUAACAAUUAUUGUUUAUUGAUAAGACAAAUUAAUAAAUUAAAAAUCUAGAAAGUUUUUUUCUAUUUAUGUAUGAUACAAAUUUUUUUCAUUAUUUAUUGAAUUUAUGAUAAAAAUAGUUGUUAAUACGCGCAUAAUAAAUAUUUUCAUCACAUUUUCUUACACAAAGUAUAUCAUGGUGUGACUAGCUAUUUUAAUUCAAUUUCAAUAUUUAUAUUUAUUUUUUUCAUACAUUUUCAGUUAUGAUUUCGUAAAAUACAUAGUAUAUAACGAUUGUAAGUUGUAAGAGUGUACCUAUAAUAUGAUCUAUACUAUAGAUACAAUAUAGAUUCUAUAGCAUAAAUAAUAUGACAUUUAUAUUUAUGUGAAAUUUGUUAAUUUAACUCAAUUUAACCUCCCGCUGUACAACCAUACAUUUUUAACAUUUUGAAAUUUGUUUAUAAUACAACAAUAAUAAUUUAAUAACAAUAAUAAAUAAUCAUUCAUUAGUAUUCGAAUAUUAGAUAUCAUUUUUUUCAAUGGCGGAAAGGUGAAUUGGCGGUAAAGCGAAAAUAAAAAUAUUAGACAGAAAAAAAAAAAAAUUAAAAUUAAAAAUUUCAAUUAGUACAUUAAAACCAUCGUCUAAUUUAUUAGUGUACUUAAUUAUACGCCAACUGUUAGUACGAACUCAAAAAUAGACCCCCCUUAGGUUAAAAUGUCGAUGAUUGUUUUAAUGAGAUCAUUAAGAGAAUGUCAAACGUAACAGGAAUACAAGAAUGUGAAAUAUUUUUUCGUACAAACUUGAAUUUGGUACUAUAAUAAACAUGUGCAUUUUGAUCAAAUGUUCGUUGAACAGUUUUUUUUUUAUAUGUAUCAUCGUCUACGGAUUUUAAUUUUAAAUUAUAAACGAAGCGAAGAAGCUAUAUGUAAAAGUUUUACUCUGAUAUGUGUGUUUUUUUGUGGAAAACCCUUUUUUUUACGCAGUACCUCGAGGAGGAAUUUUCGUCUGGUAGUAAUUUAUUUGAUAAAAAUGUCUGCAUUCCGAACGUUUUAAAAAGCUUGUAACAAAAUAUGUAUACACAUUUAGGUUUUUUUUUGUUAAUUUCUGUGUAAAUUUGGCCAUUAUGGAACAAAAUAACAUGAUUAAUAUACGGUAAUAUACGGUACUAAUACUACUUUUCUCAGAAUCUCAGAAUGAUUGAUCGUUGUAUACAGUAUAUGAAUUAGUGUACACCAGUUAGACAAGACAAAAACAAAAUAAUAUCAAAACAAGUUCAUAAUACGUUGUCUAAUUAUAGCUUAAGAGAAAUGUAGACACUUUAGACAGUAUCAGUUAUGACUGAUGGUAUUUACAAAAAAAAAAAAUGUUUUAGUUUUGUCCUUGUGUUAUCAAUGUGCUUGUGUAAUCUAAAUUACUGAUUUCCUAUGUUCUAUUUUUUCCAAGACCGUGUAUGGCGGACUAACAAUGUUUAAAGUAGUUUUGCUCUUUAGGUGUACGUUGGGCCUAAUGUCUGUUCGUUCAACCUGAUAUUACACCGUUCAACGAUCGUCAUCGAUAAUGUUUGAGGGGGAACAUUUUUAAUACAAUUUACUCGAAAACUCUUUGCGCUGAUAAAUCGUCGUCGGUAAAAGAAUCACCCUGUAUAUAUUAUAGUUUUUUUUCCAACGCGUUAUUUGGUUGACGGCGGUAACAACUAUCAUCACGUGGACGCUUUAUCAUGAGUUUUUAUUUAUAUCUAAUGUAGGAAUUGGAUACUUUGCAGGCAAUACUUGAGGGUCUGCAGCGAAGGAAAUAUACUCACUGUAAUAAUAUACAGUUCUGACCGCAUCCUCGAUAAGAUACACACCACUGUUUCGGCAAUAAAUCAUCGUCGUCGUCGUCAUCAUCGUAUAUAGGUGGUACCUACUCGGGAAAUUCGACAGAAAAACAUUUAUUUUAUCGACGGAUAGGCGAAUGGGUGUACUCGUAUUAUAUAGGUACUUAUCGAUUACGGCCGUCAAUAUAUUAUAAGAGCGGUUUUCGAAUCCGAACAUACCCAUACCCAUGUACUCAUAUACUAUAAUACCGGGGCUGUAUUCGGGUGAAUCGCGUAUUACAUUAUGUUAUGUAGACUCGCAGGUAUAAUAGCUGUGUGUAUACACGUGUGGAAUAUUUUUUUUUCUCUCGUUCCCUCGACCACCCACGCAAAAUCGCUUUUAUCGAUAUUUAUCGUGGGUAUCAACCAGCUGUAUCCCGUGCAAGGUGCCCGUGCCUAUGCGUCUAUUAUGCGAAAACGUCUAUCUCUUUUCUCAGGGAUACUCCGCGGGGAUCCUUCACCCCGGUUUCACGUUAUGCGUAUAAUAUUUGUAAUAGCGAUGUCGUCCUUAAAUCAUAAAUAUUUAUUAUUACACAAUUACACACGUAUAAUAAUAACAACAACGAUUUAUUGAUUUUCGUCUACGUGAGUUUGAAUUAAAAUUCCAUCCACCGGCAUAAACAUAGUUUAUUGAAAGAUGCGCCGUGAUACGAUCGUCAUCAAACGGUGUCCUUAUUAUUAUUAUUAUUGCUUGUUAUUUUCGAACGUGUCUCCGCGAUAAUAGGUAUUUGAAUGACGUUUACACGAUAUGUGUAUUAGUCGAAGGGAUAAAUGGGUACGCAGUUGUAGAUAUAUUUCAGAACCCUUUUAUACCGGUAUAAUAAUAUAAUAACACAAUCGCUACAGACAUGCCCGUCUAGUGCCCGUAGUCAGUAUGUUAUUAAAACAAGAUGGAAAAAUUGCUUAUUUUGCAGCACACACCUAUUUUGGCUCUCACGUUUAGGUCUAAUGAAAUAUAAGUACCUAUAUAGGUACUUCGGACAUUUCUGUUUUCCCAUAUAAACACGCUCCUCGAAUAAUCCUAGGAGAAUCUCGAAUCGCUCUACGGGUCGACUCGAACGUUUUAUAAUAUAAUACUAUGCACGCUGAUAUACGCGGUUCAAAUGGUUAAAUAUCUUCUAGUUCAUUUGAUUUUGUUCUUCUUGUUUCGAAUUUCAAGCGAAACAUCCUUUCCGAAAGAAAAUGCUAUCCAGUUGGUGCAUCGGGAAGUUUUUUUUUAAAAAAUCGUUCUCGGAGUUUUCUUAUAGUAACUAAGAAACCGGGAAAAUUUACGACAGUAACGUUUUCAUUUUUUUCGCUUUUGUUCUUUUAUUAUUAUUAGAUAAAAAAUAAUCAAAAGAACGGAAUUCGUUAUAGUUAAAGUUUAAUUUCUUGACAAAAUACUUGUAAUAGCUUUCUCUAGAAGUCGUAAAACUUUGUAAACAUUCUGGCCAUUUUUUAAUUAUUUAUAUGUAUUUGACCUUUUUGGGAUUUUAGUUUUUAUUUCGUUUUACGUGGAUAAAACUGUUUGGGUGAACUUUGGUUUGGUUUUAUUAAAAAUUUAAUACAAGGUUCAUUAUAUAAGUUGAGCGUAAUGAAAAUUUUUUUUUUAUAAGCGUUUAAGUUUAAAUGUCGACGAAAAUAAGAAAAAUUACGGCAAUUCAAAACAUGUAAAAUUGAAUUUCGCUUAAAAACUUAUUUCGUUAACAAUAAUUUUUCGUCGCGUACAAAUAUAAAUUAAAUAGCUUUAUGCAUUUUAUCAUCUUAACUUCCUAUCUAAAACAUGGCACACCCAUGAGCAGUAUCGGCUCUUUUUCGUCUAUUGUUCGUGUACAUUAAUUAUUAUACACAACUCAUCGUUUGGUCAUUAUUAUUCACAGCAACCGAGCUUCGCGAAAAUAUAUAGAUAUUCGUUUGAAAAUUCGUGGAAUGGAGUGCCUAUGAUUAUAAUAUUAUUUCUGUGACAAAAUACGGCGAAAAUCAUUAUAGUCGACCUCGACGGGGUAAAUAAGGAACGUGCCACACGAACUAUACACUAAUACUUAAUAUGCUCAUAUAUAUUAUAAUAGCGGCAAUGAUUUGCGAUUUUUUUUUUUUUUCACGAGCCCUAUCGUUAGUCUGUUGUUAUUAGCAAAAUCCGGGAUAUAAACUCACUUCUGUUGGCACGAUCAGGGAAGGUCUGAGGGUUACAUUAGUCCCUCCUUCCACCAUUGUUCGUAUUAAAUAUAAACAAAAUAUACAAACUAUUCAGCAUUGAAAAUGUAUUACUGAUAGAAAUAUAAGCAUUGUACGUUUAUACUACUUAUUCAACUAUAUACAAAUAAUUGUACUACUUACGUAAUUAUGUAUUUUGUAAAACAUUUUUUUUUUUUUAGUCAAAUUUGUUUAGUUAAGUUUUCCCCGCUCCCAUUUAAAAUGUCUGGAUAUACCGCUGCUCACUUUUCCCCGGUUGCUAACAAAAACAAAAUAAAACAGUUGACAAACAAGAUCCAGUUAAAUCAACUUCAAAACAUAAACAUUCUUGUGCUAACGCCAAACUAGAUACUGCCCCAAGGAAGAAUGUCUGCUAAGUGUAAUUCUAGUGUAAUUUAAAUCAGUGGUUGAAAAACCACGUCGGGUGUAAAUAAAGAUAGUAGUAAAAGGUAAGAGUUACUUCGGGUCAGUCACAUUUUAAAUUUCUGCCAACCAAGGUGUUGGCAACGGACGAUAUAUUACCAAUGACAACCAAUUGAUAUCGAACUUACUACUCUUUGACGCUCCGGUGGCGCGCAAUUUAAACAGUCCGAGAACUUUUUGAUCGUACUAUAUCUUUAAUAAAGAAAAGACGGAACGCAAAAUAUUAGCCGAGAAACCAAUAAUAUUCUUUGUCUUCCGCAAGAUCUAAUAAACAUUUGGCGAAAAUUCGUGAUCCGCGUCAUUUACUGUAGAAAAGGUCGAGAAAAAAGAAUCCUCAGGAGUUUAUAUUAUUAUCGGGGUUAUAUAACAGCGAUGGCUACGCUCACACACACACACACGAAUUUAUUUGGUCGAGAGAUUUCAAAAAAGGCGUUUCGUUUGAUUUAUUGGUUUGAAAACUAAGAAAUUGUCUUAUAAAGUCACGGCUAUUCUCGAAACUUACCACCGUGUAUAAGCAUUCAAUCUAGCUUAAACCCGAGUCUUUUCUUUUCUUCCGCCGUCGCGCCUUUAAAGAUGCUUUAACGUUUUGUUUGUGUAUAAACCUAAUGCGGACUCUUGGAUCCCGUUCAAAUAUUUAUCAGCGGACCUUUUUUUUUUCCGCGCGUCCUUUAUUCUAGUUUUUGUUAAAGUUUUUCCUCUAUAUAAUGUCCUAUAAACACGUCGGAUGGAUUUGCGAAGGUUUCUAUACAUAAUAUUAUUAUUCUUAUUUAAAAAUAAGAUUUCCAAAAUGUAUUUUUCUAUCCAACACUGCAGUUAAUUUUUCCCUUAAUAUUGAAAACUGUUAUUGGUGAAAAACACUUCCACCGUCGUUGAUGGGUUUUUUUUUUUUUUUUAGGUUUGUAUUACGGCUCGCCACAGAUUUGCUCGCAAAAUAACUAUCGGAGAUGACAAUUUAUUAAUACGAUAUUGGCUGUAGUGAAUUUACGAUACUGCCGUUUACUAUUGCCGUGCGUUUAAUCUAAAUUAUUAUUCGUAAAUCGCUAUACGUAAUAUAGCUAGGGAUUUAAACGGUCCGUAAAUCGUUCACCGUAUAUAGAAGUCAGUUUUCGAUUCUCCGUGUAUACACAAACGAGCAGUACUCUCUUCACUCGCGACAACGGAUACACCGCAAAUCGAUUUAAAUGAUAGAAGAGAGUCUAUUGGUGUCCUACAGUGGGACGUUAUGCGUGGUAUUUUAUAUCAGUUCUGUACAAUUUCUUGGUAAAAAAAAUAUCGUUAUCUGCUACUGCUGUUUUAAAAAUUAUAAUAUCUUUCAUACGUCAGUCGCCGUUGAUUGAGUAGAAUAUUAUCUGCAAAGUUUUUACGGAUACACAGAAAAUUGUUUCUAUAUACAUGAAUUUAAAUGUCGGAACGCAACAUAUUCUAUAAGUUCAUAUAUAGGUCAACCUAGCUUGAGGAACUGCUUACUAAAUUGCAAGCUCUCCUAGAAAAAAUGGGAGCGCGUACGUGAAUUGGUGAAUUACAUGACCGGAAGUCAGGAACUGUAUUCGGAAGAAUAUUUCUGAGGAAAGCGUACAUUAAACAAUAAAAUAAAAUAUCGAAAUCGUACUAUUCAGGAAUUGUUGUUAUCAAAUCGGUACUAUAAAUUAUUAUCAUACUAUUAUGCAGUGCCCUGGUAUCCGUCAUUAGUAAAUAUAAGAGAUUAAAUAAAAUUGUAUUGCGCUAUAAAUAUUUAACGAUGAACUAUGUAUCACAUGUUUAAGAAUUAUUACGAAACUAAUAAUAUCGUGAGUUUUCAAACUCGAAAUGUUUUUUCACAGUAUUCAAAUUAAUGGCUCUUGCAAAGUUUUGCGAUUAAACAUUUGCAGAAUACAUUCAAUCCGACCUAUCCCUUUUGAACCGUCAUGUCAAACUAUAAAUGUAUUAGUUUGAAUUAAAUACUACAAUAAAUAACGAGUUUUUUUUUUAUAUAUAUUUAUUCUUCCGGUUUUGUCCCGCGCGAUGACGAAGCCAUACAAAAAGGUCGAAGGCUCUCGAUAUAAAUUCUAACUUCUUCGAUUCGUACAGGUAUUUCAAUGUUUUAAUUGCUGGCCACAAUGUGAAAUUUAAAACGUAUAAAUCGGUUAAAUGGUUUAACACGAUUCGACCUAAUUUCGUCUGUAUUAACAUAACUUAACGAUUUAAAAUGGACCGUGAAGUUGUCAAUCCUUCCGAAUCCGGUACACACACCACGAUCUUCGACGAGAAAAUGGCGCCGAAUCCCCCCCCCGGGUUCGAGCCACUACCGCAGAGCUAAAAAAAACGCGCGCGCUCGUUUUUCACAAAUAAUUCGAUUAUCAAUCCCGCGUGUACAUAAACCUAACCUAACCUACAACGAUUUAUAACAUAAAAUUAAUAUUAUAAUAUGCUCGCAGACAUUGUGUGUGCGUGGGCGCAUUAUCAUACGGCUGCGACGACGUGUAUAUAAAAUGCGUAUUAUAUUGUUAUGCGAGCCCGUCGCCGCCGUCGGUCGGUCGGUUUAGGUUCCUCGCGUAUUAUUUUCGCGCAGUCAUUUUUCAUCCGACCGCCAUAAAUCAUUUCGACGUCGUUGUCGUGCGCUGCGGCGCUGUUGCUCAGCGCGAUCGUGCGGUCGUGUACAGUAUAGGUACGAGGGGGGGUUUUUUUUUUUCAUCCGAAUAAUAUUAUCGAGGGAAGCGAAAAAAGAGGGAAAAAACAUUUAUUAUUUUAUUCCGCUCGGGCCCGAAAAACGAUGACAAACAUUUGAACGCGUGGAUUUGCACCGUUGUUAUAAUAAUAAUAAUAUAAAAAAUAGGCGUUCUUAUAGGUGUAUUUUAGAUACAUAUAUUAUGUACAAUAAUAUCGCGAGAUUUUAACGUGCGGCGUUUUUUUUUUUUUUUGACCCGCACGGAGGCGAAAACGUUCAAAGAGUUUUAAGUUCCUGUCGUAAUUUUUUGAUCGAUUCCGACUUGAUGAAAGACAAAAACCGCCCGUGAGCAGCACAGCUCCAUCGCUAGAAUCAAAUUAUUCCUCUGCAGCCGUCUUGUCGUCGUUAUUUAUUUCCAGUAGUUCUUAUAGCUGGGCGUUUGAAACCCGCGGUAUUUCCUGUAAAAACGCAGAACUUUGGUAUAAAAAUGGUAGGGGCGGGGUUUGAAAUUUGAAACCCUUAAAAGGCGCAUUCUUGAUUUUAACGUCGUGCAUAUAAAAAUAGUACGAAAGUUCCUAAAAAAGGUUUUUUUUUUAUUAGAGUUAAUUUUCUGAUGGAAGAGACACUAGACCAAAAAAAAAAAAAAAAUUUCGCGGUUUUGCUGGGUAGCCGAAUAUAUGUAUAACAGAUACAAUACAGUGUAAUAGUCUUUUUUUUCCGGGAAAAUACGUUUAAAAAAAUCUAGACUUAUCAGGCUCUCGUGAGCAUUAUAUAGAUUUAUAACUUUUUAAUUUCAUGAUUGAACGCGAAACGCAGUUUCGAUGUGAACGUAUAGGUAUAAAAAUAUAAUUUCUAUUCUGCGACGAUUACGUUACAAUACUAAACGUUUACAAAUCUAUUCAAGUUCAAUAAAAACAGUUUGAACAGUUUUAAAAAAAAAAACCAGCAAAAAAACAUCAAAUACAAGUUUAAUUUUUAUUAUCCGUGCACACGAAACGAUGUUUUUCUUAUCGUUUUUGUCAACUAAAAAAAAUAAAAUUAAUUUUUUAUUCGAAUUUUGGGAUCUUGUAUGAAAAUAUAAAUUACGUAAAAUAUACAUGAAAAUAUUGAAUUCAUUCGCUUAACCGUUGUACAUAUUUUAAAAAUUGAUAUUUUUUUGAACUCAACGAAUCAAAUUAUAUAUCUAUGCUACACGCUGAAAUGUGUAUUAUUACCUAUACCUACUGUUUUUCGUAUUAUAUUACCGUUAUUAUAUCCUUGUACCUAUAUUUAAAUAAUAUUAUGUAUUCCGUAACGAAGACGGUAUUCGUUUUACAAAGAUGUUUUUUUUUUUUUUUUAUCACAUUAUCAAUAAUUACAUUUUUUCACGUAGUACCUUAACAUAUGCAAUAUUUCUGUACGAAAUAUUCUUCACAGUUCGCCUCCUGUGUUCUCUGUUAAUUUUAAUUGAUAUACGGGUCACCUUUUAGCAAUAUGGAAAAAACUACGAAUAGAAUCGUUUUUUCGUAUGCAAUGAUUAAUCGUUGCAUACAGUACACAAAAUAAAUUACCCCGUAUAAUAUAUCUUACUUUCUCAACUACCCACUUUUACGGCCUGCCCGUGAGCAGUAUAAACUUUUAUACUAUUGACAUUAUAAAGAAUAGUCGUGUGACGUUGGAUAUUUGAAAUGUCGAAUAUCGACUUUGUCACUUCCCUCCCUUAUAAAAUAUAUCCACUUCGAGCCGUUCUUAUUUUAAUAGUAAUUUAAACUUCUGAUCGUUUAAAUUAUAUAUUAUAUAAGUACCGAAAACUGUGGAAGAUAGGACUUUUAUUUUUUUUUUUUUUAUUUAUCUUUUUUUUUGUAACCCUAUCACGUAUGACUUGAGAUUGAUUGUCGAUUUUUCACACGAAAAAAAUGUGAAAUACAUAUUUCUAACGAGCGACAGAGUCGAGGUACACGUUAGUAUAGUUAGCAAAGUUUACGCACAAUAAUUUGCGGUAAUGUAACGGCAUUUGUCAUGUCGAGUCAAAAACAGCAAAGAUGUGUGUUGGAAAAAAAAAUAUAUAUAUAUAUAUAUAUAUUUUUUUUUUUUUUUUGUAAAAGUAGCUUUUGCACGUAUAUAUAUAUAUAUAUAAACCUACCUAAUGUGACUCGGGCAAACGCGGUCUGAAAUAAAUAAUAGAUCGUAAUAAUAUCGUUUGUAACCGUAGCAGUGUAUAAUAUAUAUUAUGAUAUUACAACCCAUCCGAAAUGAUUGAAGAUGGCAGACACGUCAGUAUAUAAGUACUGCUAUCUAAACCCAAAAUUAUCGUAAGCGCUUUGGAUUUGAACCGUAUUGAGGGUCCCGGUGCCGCGUACUAUACCGUUCCCUACUAGAAACGAGCCGCAGAUUCAAUUAUGCCAUUCGAUUCAACACAUGUUCCGGUGGUGUCUGAAUGGAUUAACUCGGGUUCCAUAUUAUAAUCGGUUUAAUAUUCACACUGCAAUCGAAUCGGAAGAUAUAUAGGUCAUAGAUCAAAGUUUUUGCGUUUUUUUCCGCUUUAUCUAAAUCUAUCGUUAUUUUUCAUUGACUUUAUAAUAGGUCUUUAGAAAAUGUCAGUUUUGAACUUGAUUUCGCCACUAUAUUUUAUCGCCUGAAGUCGAAUGCAAAAUCGGUGUUCAAUACGACCUGUAAAAUGUUGCUGUUUAUCGAUUAAAAAUAUUUAUAUACGAUUGAAAAAUAUUAUGUGGACAAUCAUUUUUUCGAAGUCAUUUUCGUCCGUAAAAACGGCCAUACCCAUCUUCUCUAAACAGGUGUCGGACAGUAAAUUAAUGGACAAAUUGUAUAUUUAAGGCGGUCAUUGGACACAAUUGAAUGUAUUUUGGAAAACCGGGAUCGGGCCCUAAAUACAAUCUUAAAUUUGUAUUAGUUUUGAUUUCAUUACGAAAAUAUAUCAUCAUGAUAUUUCUUUGGCGGCAGAGAAACAGGUUUAAGUAAAUCGUUGAGAACAGUGGAAAUUUAAUUAAAUUUCUUCUCUUUUUAGAUUUUUAGUGUUGUGUUGUUUAAAUUGGUAGGUAAUCUCUUUUACUCAUGAUUAAUGUUUUGGGCUUUUAGUUAUUAAUAAAAAAAAAAAAAUAAAAGAAUAAAUAAAAAAAAAAAAAUUACUGAGCGUUGUUUACCACAUUAUUCAUUAUAUAUUAAAAAGCCAAGAACAAUUAAUUAAUUAGUUUAUUGUUUACUACGGGAAUAUCUAUUUUAUAAAUGUAUUGUUUUUAUAUUGUGUGUAUAAUAUGGUAAAAAACUAAAGCGAACCACAGCGAACAAAAUACAAACAUGGACCAUUUUAAUUAUUCUAUAAUUGAACGUAAUAAUUUAUAAAUUGGUUUUUUUCGGAUGUAUCGGAUAUCACGUGCAUUGUUAUUGUGGUGAAAUUCCCAUUUGUUUAAAAAUACAACAGCUAUGAAUAAUUAACCGGUCGUUUGAUCUUGAAAUGUAUGUAUUUCAGCCAAGUGGCAAGUUACGCGGUAAUAAUGUUUGGUUUUUUUGAAUAAAAAUAAUUGUUUUUUUUUUUUGAUAAGACAUUUACAAAUUCUCACUUUUGGGUUAGGUAUUCUCUUUAAUACAUUCCCUUCUCUCCGUUGUAAAUUCUUGGCAUGCCACGUUAAAAAAAGUUGCUUUUAACCCAAAUAACUGAAAACUGAGGAAAUAAUCUCGAAAAUCCCCCGUGUACAUAGUUACAAGUGUAUAGAAAUUUUGAAAAUGUAGAAAACUAUAUAACAUCAUCGGGGUAAUUUCUUCAACGUCUACUUACCGGUUUUGUUCAACAACAAAAUCAUUCCAUCAGCAAACGAAAUCAAGUACCUACGGUAAACGUUUCAUAUAGAGCUCGCAUCUAAAAAAAAAACAAAAUCUGUAAAUCCAAACUGCACUUUCUUAGACUCCCCCUCUCUUAAAAUCAACGAAUACGCUAACAAUAUACAUCCCAAUCUUCCCGGUCUGGUUCUACGGCACUAAAGUAUGGGGGAUACAAAGUCGCCCAACACCAGAACCAUUCAAGCUAAACGCAUAUGUUCUAAAAUUAUUUUUGUCAAGUGGCUCUGUUAAGAGAUUUCCUAUUCCUAUCACUAUUUUUAUUUUGUGAAAUUAGUCAUUAGACUAACCUAUUUUACUAAUGCAUGUUGUGUAGAUAAUAAAUACAUUUUAUUUUCAAAAAACAAUUUAAAUAGGAAAAACGUCCGUUUUAAAAAUUAGCGGAAAAAGAACAACCGAGCACUCGUAUUUUAUUUGCGAUGAUUUAUUGCCGUUGCGUUUGGGAUUUUUCGUUUUUUAAAUUACUUUCGCGUAAAAAUAACACAGACAAACAUGGUAAUUUUAUCACAUGUUAUAAUAUGUUUAAACGGUUGGACUGCAUAACCUAUACAGUUUAUAUACGCACACACACACACACACACACAUAUAUAUAUAUAAGUCACUAAGUCAUAUAUAUUACUAUUACGUGUGCUAUGUAUAUGCGCACACACCUAUGCAUUAUUAUACACGUGUAUAAUAUAUUAAUUCCUGUAACUGGUUAAACGGACAUUUUAGGCGCUUUUAUAAUUACGCUAAAAUGCGAGGCUAUACAGUAAUUUUUUAUGCGGGUUAAAUGGUUUUUUCUUCAUUUGAUUCCAUUAAACAAGGCUAUACUCUGGUUAUGUGUUAGCUAUUACAUAUAUAUAUAUAUAUAUAUAUAUAUACAUACAUAUAGUCAUAUAUUCGUUAUUACUGCAGUUAAAAUAAUGAACGUUAUUAACGAGUUAAUAAUUAUUAACGCGCGUUUCUGCAUUUUGUUUUCAGUAUCCGCCAAAGUCGCACGAUGAAAUCAAACGCGAUUUGGAAAACGUCAGUCAAGGUGCCGCGAAUAUAAUUUUGAAAUUGUUAGAAACAAAUCCGCAGUGCAGAUUGAAAUCGCUACAUCAAAUCAAAAAACAACCGUUUUUUUACGGUUUCGACUUCGCAGACGUCAUGCUAAAAAAGGUUAAUAAUAGACAUAAAUUAUAUUGUAAUUUCUUUAAUUAGUCGCCAUGUACGUAAUUACCCACCUAGUAAACUAUUGUUUCCAGUAUAAGCCGAACGAAAUGUUAAAAAAACUACUAGGCGAAACGAAAAGAAGCAGUCACCCGCUGCAUCAAGAAUUACCUCGUUUUGAAGAAUUCGAAGACUUUUAAUUAUAAUUCACCAUUGUAACACCUAAUUUUAAAAUUAAAAUUUAAUAUAUUGUAAAAAUAAUAAUUGAUAGAAGCUAUAUUGUGAUUUACGAUGACUCAAGGACUUGUCUUUCUGGAGAAAGUUUUGUUAUUUUUUUGAUUUUAUUUUAUUUAUAUUAUAAUACAUAAGUAUACCUAUAUAUUACAAAAUGUAUUCGACUAUAUAUUAUAUGUUUUUUUUAUAAAAUCGUAUAUAUUUUUAAUUUUUAAAUGCGAAAUAAAACAGCAGAGU